GUCAUUCUUCGCUCGCACCUCAGAAACGAUCAACGUCUUGGUUUCAGUCUCGGGGAUUAUGACUUGAAACAGUUUGAAAAUAGAUAUUUUUUAAAAGAACAUACAUAUAUCUAUAUCUAAACGCACCGCACGGUACAGAUAUAUGUAUACGUUCGCAGCCAUUUCGUUCGCUUAGAGCCCCGCACACACGCAAAUAUAUAUAGAACGUCGAAAGGAUAUCGCAAUUUCGACAAUUUAAAGAAGCGACCAAAGAGAGAUAAAUAUAUAUAGAAGUAUAUCAAGUGAAGAAGCAAAUCAAAGAAAGAGUGAUCGCGAGGUGUUCAAUUCUACAGUGCAGUUCAUUCUGCCACGAUUUGGUUGUCAUUUUAAAUGAUAUAUAGUGAUAUAUAACGCAGCAAAAUGCAACGACAAAAUCCGAACCCGUACCAGCAGCAAAACCAGCAGCACCAGCAGGUGCAGCAGUUCUCCAGCCAGGAGUACUCGCACUCCAGCCAGGAGCAGCACCAGGAGCAAAGGAUUAGCCGCACCGAGCAGCACGUCCAGCGCAGCCAGGUCACCACCCAGCGGCAAGUGCAACAACAUCAUGGUGGCAGCAUUGGGGGCGCCUACGUGCCCCCUUCGCUGACACACGUGUACGCCCAGGGCGACAUCUCGCCGCCCGUCUUCGAGCAGAUCUUCAAGAACGCUCGCUUCGCCCAGGGCGGCAAUGCCCUGUUCGAGGGACGCCUGCGUGGCAACCCGAAGCCAUUCGUGACCUGGACCAGGAAAGGCGCACCCCUGCUCGAGUCGCAGAAGUUCCGGAUGAGCUACAACGAAGCCACCGGCGAUGUGUCCCUGCUGAUCAAUCAGAUCGGACCCGGGGACGAGGGCGAGUACACGUGCACUGCCCGCAAUCAGUAUGGCGAGGCCAUCUGCAGCGUCUACAUCCAGCCGGAGGGAGCACCGAUGCCCGCCCUGCAGCCCAUCCAGAAUCUGGAGAAGAACAUCUACUCGAACGGUUACUCGUACACCUCCAUUGAGGAGGAGUUCCGUGUGGACACGUUCGAGUACAGGCUGUUACGCGAGGUUUCCUUCCGUGAGGCCAUCACCCGUCGAUCUGGCUACGAGCAGGACUCCCAGCUCUCCCAGGAGCUGGACCGCAACCAGGGUCCUGCGCAGGCGCCGCAAAUCUCGCAGAAGCCGCGUAGCUCCAAGCUGAUCGAGGGAUCCGAUGCCGUGUUCACCGCACGCGUAGGAUCCAACCCCAAGCCCCGGCUCACCUGGUUCCAUAAUGGCCAGCGAUUGGUGGCCUCGCAGAAGUACGAGAUCUCCUAUUCGAGUGGAGUGGCUACUCUUCGCGUGAAGAACGCCACGGCUCGCGAUGGCGGUCAUUACACCCUGCUCGCCGAGAAUCUGCAGGGCUGCGUGGUUUCAUCCGCCGUGUUGGCCGUGGAACCUGCUGCGGAAACCGCCUACGAACCGAAGCCCGUGGACGUAAUGGCCGAGCAAUUGGAGGCCGGCAAAGCUUUGCCGCCAGCCUUUGUGAAGGCUUUCGGAGAUCGCGAGAUUACCGAGGGUCGCAUGACCAGGUUUGAUUGCCGCGUUACUGGCAAUCCUUACCCCGAGGUCUUUUGGCUUAUCAACGGCCGGCAAGUGCGCGACGAUGCCUCGCACAAGAUUCUAGUCAACGAAUCGGGCAGCCACUCGCUGAUGAUCACCAAUGUGACGCGUUUGGAUGCCGGAGCUGUCCAAUGUCUGGCCCGCAACAAGGCCGGUGAAGUGGCCAUCGAGGCACAGUUAAACGUGUUGGAAAAGGAACAAGUUGUCGCACCACAAUUUGUCCAACGUUUUAGCACCAUGACUGUGCGCGAAGGCGAGCCGAUCACCAUGAGUGCCAAUGCCAUUGGAACUCCGCAGCCACGUAUCACCUGGCAGAAGGACGGCGUCCAGAUCUCGUCCACCGCCGACCGCUUUGUGGGCAUCGACGGAGGAGCCACCUGCCUGGAGAUUCCACGCGUCACUGCCAACGACGCUGGAUGGUACCAGUGCACCGCCCAGAACAUCGCUGGAUCCACGGCCAAUAGGGCCAGGCUGUAUGUAGAGGUUCCCAGGGAACAACCAAGUUACGAGCAGCGUCGUCUCAAUCUCCCGAGACCAACGAAAGUCAUCGAGCCAGAACCCAUUCCUGGCCCUGAAAUCAUCUACCUUCGCCAUGUGGAGCGCGCCAAGCCCCACCUGCGCCCUGGUGAGGAGGAUCGCGUUUAUCCGCCGCCUCAGUUCAUCAUCCCGCUGCAGAAUGUGCAGCAGACCGAAGGUGGCCGUGUUCACAUGGAGGCCCGCAUUGAACCAGUUGGCGAUCCCACCAUGGUCGUCGAGUGGUACCUCAAUGGCCGUCCGCUGGCAGCCAGUGCCCGCGCUACAUCCGUUUUCAAGUUCGGAUUUAUCGCUCUGGAUCUUCUGAGCAUUAUGGGUCACGACUCCGGCGAGUACAUGUGCCGCGUGACCAACGCCAGCGGAGUGGCUGAGUCUCGCGCUAUUCUGUCCGUGGUGCAACGCCCCUCCAUUGAACAAUCUUCGCAAAACCCCAACAGUCUGCAAUACAUCAACCAGUUGGAGGAUUACUCGCGCUACCAGCGCACAGAGAGCAUCGAUGAGCAGCUCAACCAGGCGCCCCAGUUCAUCCGCCCACUCCGCGAUCUGGGCGAAUUCGAGGAGGGCAAGAACGUUCACUUUGAGGCUCAGGUUACACCUGUGAAUGAUCCAUCCAUGAGAGUGGAAUGGUACAAGGACGGACUGCCCAUCACGGCUAGCUCCCGCAUCACUGCCAUCUUCAACUUCGGCUAUGUCUCCCUGAACAUCUUGCACCUGAGAGCCGAAGAUGCUGGCACUUACACUGUGCGUGCAGUGAACCGCAUUGGAGAAGCCAUCAGUCAGUCCUCAAUUCGUGUCCACUCUCGUUCCCAAGUUACUGCUGAUCUGGGUAUACCCGAACAGCAGCGAUACAUCGAAAAGGUGGAGGAACUGGAGGAUUACCGAAAGUCCCAGCAGCGGCGUCAUGUCCAAGAGGCUGCCGAGGCUAUUGCCCCGCCCCAAUUCAAGACACCGAUCCAGAACCAGUUGGAUCUGCGCGAGCACGCGCAUGCGCACUUCGAGGCAAGACUUGAACCCGUUGGAGAUUCAACCAUGCGCGUCGAGUGGCUGAAGGAUGGACAGCCUCUGGAAGCCAGUUCCAGGAUCACCACCUACCAUAACUUUGGCUACGUGGCGCUGACCAUCAAGCAACUGACUAUCUAUGACGCCGGCACCUACACCUGCCGCGCCUACAAUGCGAUGGGUCAGGAUACCACCGUGGCUCAGCUUACGGUUAUCUCCAAGAACGAAAUCGUUUCGGAGUCGCAGCACCCAGGUGGUCUGCAGAAGAUCCAGCAUCUCGAGGACUCGUCGCGCUACGGGCGUCGCGAGGAGGAGGAGACCUACAUCACCCAGGCUCCCCGUUUCCUCGGCCCCCUCAAGGGAACAACCAAAAUCCUCGAGGGUCAGCGCGCUCACUUUGAGGCCCGUGUUGAGCCCCAGAGCGAUUUGGGUCUGGUGAUCGAGUGGUACCACAACGGUCGCUCCAUCACAGCCGCUAAUCGCAUCCAGACAUACUACGAUUUCGGUUAUGUCGCCCUGGAUAUUUCCCAGGUUCGCGCUGAAGAUGCUGGCGUCUACCUCGUGGUGGCUAGGAACAAGCUAGGUGAAGCUCAGCAGCAAGCAACGAUGAUAGUGGAAACUCGUUCCAGUAUCGACACAUCUAGCAUGCACCGCGGCCUGUACGAGAAGACUCAAAACUUGGAAAACAAGCCGUUCGUGGAGCCUCAGUAUGACAUCGAAGAGAUCUCGAAGUCAAAGCCGGUGUUUGUGACACCACUAAGUGAUCCAAAGCCUAUCCACGAUGGCAAGAACAUCCAUCUGGAGUGCCGCCUUGAACCGAUGGGUGAUCCCACCAUGCGCGUCGAGUGGUUCCACAACGGUCGCCCCGUUACUGUGGGUUCCCGAUUCCGCACUUACUAUGACUUUGGUUUCGUAGCUUUGGAUAUUAUCAAGGCCACGGCCGCCGAUUCUGGCGAAUACACUGUGAGGGCUACCAACCAUUUGGGUACUGCCCACACUUCAGCCUGCGUUCGUGUGAUCGACCACACGGACGUUGUGACUGAGACUCAGAACGAACAAUCGCUGGAGCAGAUCCAAUUGCUCGAGGACUCUAGGCGCCGUCAUCACCAGGAGGAGGAUAUCACCAUCAUGCAAGCGCCCCAGUUUACCAGGGCCCUGCACAACAUUGAAACUAUUGAGGGUACCAACGUGCACUUGGAGUGCCGCCUGCAGCCCGUGGGAGAUCCUAGUAUGCGCAUCGAGUGGUUCGUAAAUGGAAAGCCUGUUAAGACAGGACAUCGAUUCCGUCCAGCGUACGAAUUCGAUUAUGUGGCUUUGGACUUGCUUGGCUGCUACGCCAUCGACUCUGGCGUGUACACCUGCCAGGCCAGGAACCAAUUGGGUGAAGCCGUAACCUCCUGUUCCGUGCGAAUUAUCGCUAAAAAUGAUUUAAUUUUGGAGACCCAAAAUGAGUCGGGUCUUCAGAAGAUCCAAUACUUGGAGGACUCGACCCGCCAUCGCCGCAGCGAGUUCGUCGACGAGGUUGUGAACAUUCGUCCACGAUUCCUCACCCAUCCCAAAAGCUUGACCAACACCCGAGAGGGUGGUCACGCUCACUUCGAGUGCAAGAUCGAGCCGGUGACUGACCCGAACCUCAAGGUGGAGUGGUUUAAGAACGGACGUCCCAUCACUGUGGGUCACCGCUUCCGUCCCAUUCAUGACUUCGGUUAUGUGGCCUUGGACAUUGUCCAUUUGAUUGCGGAGGACUCGGGUGUCUACACUUGCAGGGCCGUUAACCUGAUUGGGUCUGACGAAACCCAAGUGGAGCUGCAGUGCCGCAGUGGUGAGCAGAUUGUUACUGUCACCCAGAACGAGGCCGGUCUUGAGCAGAUCCAUUACCUAGAGGAUCGUUCGCGGUAUACCCGACGUGAGGAAAUCGAUGAAAGCACCAAGCAGGCUCCGGUGUUCACUACAUCGCUGAAAAAUGUUGAGAUCAAGGAGAACCAGAGGGCCCACUUUGAAUGCCGUCUGAUUCCUGUUUCUGAUCCGUCAAUGCGCGUGGAAUGGUACCAUAACAAUCUUCCACUUAAAUCUGGUUCCCGAUUCACUGAGACCAAUAACUUCGGCUUUGUGGCCUUGGAUAUUAUGUCCACUCUGCCCGAAGAUGCCGGCACUUAUACAUGCCGCGCCUAUAACGCUGUGGGUGAGGCCAUUACCUCUGCUGUAGCUGUUGUGCACACUAAGAAGUCCAUCUACCUGGAGUCCCAGCACGAAACAGCUCUGCCACGUCUGCAGCAUUUGGAGGAUGGCUCCAAGCGCCAGCGCAUCAGCGUCCAGGACGAAUUCGUCUCCCAGGCACCUGUCUUCACCAUGCCGGUAAGGGAUGUGCGUGUGGCUGAGAACCAGGCGGUGCACUUUGAGGCUCGCUUGAUUCCAGUGGGAGAUCCGAAAUUAAAGGUUGAGUGGUUGCGCAACGGUCAACCUAUUGAAGCAUCCAACCGCACUACCACCAUGCAUGAUUUUGGUUAUGUGGCUCUCAACAUGAAGUAUGUGAAUCCCGAAGACUCUGGAACCUACACCUGUCGGGCCGUCAACGAGCUGGGUCAGGCGGUUACCUCCGCCUCGCUCAUUGUGCAAUCUAAGACCUCCAUUCAACUGGAGACCCAGCACGAAGCCGCCAUGCACAAGAUCCACCAGCUGGAGGAUCACAGCAGGUACCAACGCAGGGAGGAGGAGGAGUACACGGUGACCACCGCCCCGGUAUUUGUUACCAAGCUUAUUGGACCCAGCAAACUAGUUGAGGGUCAAAGUGCCCACUACGAGUGCCGCAUUGAACCCUACCCGGAUCCCAACCUUAAGGUGGAGUGGUUCCACAAUGGAAAGCCACUGAGCACUGGUCAUCGUUUCCGCACCACGUAUGAUUUCGGAUUUGCCGCCUUAGAUAUUCUCACUGUCUAUGCUGAGGACAGCGGCGAGUACACUUGCCGAGUCACCAACAACCUGGGUGAAGCCAUCAACUCGAUUGUGCUCAACGUCACCUCACGCUCAUCCAUCAUUCACGAGACUCAGCACGAGGAGGCUCUGACUAAGAUCCAGCAUCUGGAAGAUAGUUCCCGAUUCCAGAGGAAAACCGACGAGGAGCAGUUCCAUGCCGAACGUCCUCAGUUCGGCCGCCCUCUGCGUAAUGCCAAGGUCAACGAGGGAGCUCCCGUCCACCUGGAGGCCACAUUAAUUCCUGUGAAUGAUCCUACCAUGAAAGUGGAGUGGUACUGCAACGGUAGGCCCAUACAGACUGGUCACCGCUUCAAGACCACCUACGAUUUUGGCUUCGUGGCGUUAGAUAUUCUGUAUGCCCAUGCCGAAGACACCGGCACCUACAUGUGCAAGGCCAAGAACGCUAUUGGAGAAGCUGUCACGACUUGUGCUGUAAACGUAACAGCAAACAAGACACUCGAUCUGGACACCUUGGAUGCUCAGCGUUUAGAGAAGAUCCGCCAACUGGAAACAUAUGCGCCUCCACCUAAGCCCGUCGUUGAGGAGAAGGGCCAGAAACCCAUUUUCCUCACACCUCUAAGCAACCUAGAACACUUGAAGGAGGGCGAGCACGCCCACUUGGAGUGCCGAGUGGAACCGAUCAACGACCCCAACCUAAAGAUUGAGUGGUUCUGCAAUGGCAAGCAGCUGCCUACCGGUCACCGUUACCGCACUACCCACGACUUUGGUUACGUCGCAUUGGACAUUAUCUACGUGUAUGGCGAGGACACCGGCACCUACAUUUGUAAGGCCACCAAUCAGCUGGGUGAGGCUGUAAACACCUGCAAUGUGCGCGUGUUGAACCGCCGCAGCAUGAUCCUGGAUACCCAGCAUCCCGAUGCUCUGGAAAAGAUUCAAAAGCUGGAGUCGAAGGUGCCGAAUGCCCGUACCGAGGUUGGAGACGCUCCGAUCAGUCCACCUCAUUUCACCGCCGAACUUCGCGGUUCCACUGAGAUCUACGAGGGUCAGACCGCUCACUUCGAGGCCCAGGUCGCUCCAGUCCACGAUCCUAACUUGCGCAUUGAGUUCUAUCACAAUGGCAAGCCUUUGCCGUCCGCUUCUCGCUUCCACAUCACCUUCGAUUUUGGAUACGUGUCCUUGGAUAUUACUCAUGCUGUGGCCGAGGACGCCGGAGAAUAUUCCGUGCGUGCUGUUAAUGCUCUGGGCCAGGCUGUGUCCUCCACGAAUUUGCGCGUCAUUCCGCGUGGCACCAUCAUUUCGGACACCCAGCAUCCCGAGGGACUGGAGAAGAUCCGCAAGCUGGAAUCGACUGCGCCACAUCAGCGCCAGGAGCCUGAGACCCCCGGCACUCGCCAGCGCCCAGUGUUCACUCAACCUCUUCAGAACAUCGACAGAAUCAAUGAACACCAGACGGCUCACUUCGAGGCACGCUUGAUCCCAGUUGGAGAUCCCAAUCUGAAGGUGGAGUGGUACCGCAACGAAAAGAUCAUUGAAGAUAGCUCCCGUAUCACCAAGCAGCACGAUUUCGGUUUUGUGUCGCUGGACAUCUCGCAUAUUCGCAAGGAGGAUGAGGGCGUGUACAUGUGCCGCGCCGUCAAUCCUCUGGGUGAGGCAGUAACCACCGCCUCUAUGCGUGUGGUAUCCGAGGCCAGCAUCCAAAUGGAUACUCAGCAUCCGGACAGUAUCAGUCGCAUCCAUCAACUGGAGAAACCACUGGCCCCACGCCCCACUGAACCAGAGCGCCUGUUUGAGAAGCCCAUCUUCACUCAACUGCUCACUGGACCCUCGGAGCUUUGGGAGGGUGCUCAUGCACACUUCGAAGCUCGAGUCGUGCCUGUGGGAGAUCCUUCUCUGAAGUUUGAGUGGUUCAUCAACGGCGUGGAGCUCCAAAUGGGCUCUCGCCUGCGCACCACCCACGACUUUGGAUUCGUCACCCUGGACAUUACUGCAGUGGUACCAGAGGAUGCCGGUGUCUACAUGUGCCGUGCUUACAACGCCGCCGGUGAGGCUGUAUCUUCUACUGCCAUGAAGGUUAAGACCAAGUCGAAUAUUGAUGGUCAGCCUUUGAUCCCGGAGUCUUGGGAGGCUAUUCGACUGAAGGAGGCUGCCAUGAAUCGUGUACCAGAGAUGUUUGUUGACUCGACACCCCAACAAGCUCCGGUCUUCACCACUCAUCUGCAGAGCUACGACAAGCUGCAUGAGGGUCAGCACGUCCUCUUGGAAGCCCAAGUUGAGCCCCGCGCGGAUCCUAACCUCCGCAUUGAGUGGUUUAAGAAUGGCAUUUCUCUAACCACUGGCUCCCGAAUUCGCAGUACCUUUGACUUUGGACUUGUUACACUGUCCAUCAACGGAUUGCGUGCUGAUGACUCCGCUAUUUACACCUGCAAGGCUACCAACCAGGUUGGCGAGGCUGUCUCAACCUCAUCUCUUAAGAUCGAAGAUCGUCACUGGCUUCAGGCCGAGUCUCUGCACCCAGAUUCGUUACCUCGCAUUGGAGAGCUUGAGGCGCCCAAGGAGGGACGUCCAGAGGCUCCAGAGCCUACUUACGAGACUCCUGUGUUUAUUACUCAUCUUAACAACAUUGAGUGCAAGGAGAGCGACAAUGUGCGCUUCGAGUGCAACGUGGAACCGGCUCGUGAUCCUACCAUGUCCAUCGAGUGGUUCUACAAUGGACAACCGCUGCAGGCCGCUGCCAAAUUUAAGUCCAUCUACGACUUCGGCUACUGCGCUUUGGAUCUGACCAACUCUUAUGCUGAGAACAGCGGUGUUUACACCUGUAAGGCUACUAACAGCAAGGGAUCUGCAACCACCUCUGGCACUCUCAAGUGCACUGGUGGCAAGACCAUGUUCCUAGACACCCAGCAUCCGCAGGGAGAGGCUGGUCUUGAGGCUGUGCAGGAAACCGAGGAGGAGCUGGCCAAUCGCUACACCAGCAAAACGGCAAAGCCCGAGACACAGUAUCCACCACCAGUAUGGACGAAGCCACUGCAGGCCGAGUUCCAUUUGUCGGAGGCCCAACCCAUCCACUUGGAAGCCAACGUGGAGCCCAAGGAGGAUCCCAACCUGUUUAUAGAGUGGUACUUUAAUGGUAAAAUGCUGAACCAUGGCUCUCGUUUCAAGAUGACCAGUGAAUUUGGUUUCGUUACCAUGGAUAUGAUCGAGGUAUAUGCGCGCGAUCAGGGUAUCUACACUUGCAAAGCGUACAACAAGGCUGGAGAGGCCUUUACCUCCACCACAAUCUUCUGUUCGAGCAAGGAGAACAUCAUCGAGUCAACUCAGCACCCGAAGGGAGCCGAAGGCCUUGAGCAAAUCCAGGACCUUGAAGACUCCCUGCGCAAGGACGGCUCUAAGCCAGAACAGCCGGAUCUCGGCAUCCCACCACGCUUCACCACUGAAUUCGUUAAUAUUGCAGACAUCGGGGAGGGUGAAUUGGCUCACUUUGAGGCCAAUCUUAUCCCUGUUGGUGACCAGAGCAUGGUCAUUGAGUGGUUCUACAACGGCAAGGUUUUGGAGGCCAGCCAUCGUGUGCGUACCAUCUACGCUUUUGGCACGGUUGCCCUUGAGGUUCUUGGCACCAAGAUCGAAGACACCGGCACCUACACUUGCCGCGCGACCAACAAGCAUGGAACUGCAGAGAUAAGCUGCAACCUGGAGUGCGUGGACAAGCCGAGGGGCCAGAAGCCACGCUUCACGUCCCACAUCCAGCCGCUGGAGGGCCUGAAGGACGGACAGUCCGCUCACUUCGAGUGCACUCUGAUCCCAGUCAACGAUCCGGAUCUGAAGGUGGAGUGGUACCACAAUGGCAAGCUGAUGCGUCACUCCAACCGCAUCAAGACGGUGUCCGAUUUUGGAUACGUCGUUUUGGAUAUUUCCUAUUUGCAGGAUCAUGACAGUGGAGAGUACGUUUGCAGAGCCUGGAACAAGUACGGUGAGGACUUUACCCGUACCACCCUCAAUUGUGGAGGCCGUGGCGGAGUGUUUUAUGAUAGCUUGCAGCCGGAUUCACUGCAGAGGAUUAGGGAGCUUGAGUGCCCACAAGGACAACAGGCAGAUACCUCGGCUCCUCUGGUUGCUGAGCCACCCAAGUUCAUCACCCAGAUCGUCGAUGUAACUAAGCUGGUGGAGGGACAGUCGGCUCACUUCGAGGCACGUUUGACUCCAAUCACCGAUCCAGAUUUGGUGGUGGAAUGGUACUUCAACGGCAAGAAACUACCCCAUGGUCACCGCUUCCGCACCUUCCACGACUUCGGCAUUGUUAUCCUGGACAUUCUAUACUGCUACGAAGAGAACUCUGGUGUAUACGAGGCCAGGGCCCGUAACAAGUAUGGAGAGGAUGUUACUAGGGCUUCGCUCAAGUGCGCCUCGAAGUCAAGCCUCAUUUUGGACUCCCAGUUGCCUCGAGGAAUGGAAGGUGGCUUGGAGAAGAUCGCCAACCUGGAGUACAGCAUGGUCCGCACUCGCGAAGAGACCACCGAAGAGACCAAGGGCAAGGCUCCCGUCUUUACUGUUCCCCUGGAAAACAUUGAAAAUGUGCGCGAGGGUGAAAAUGCCCACUUUGAAGCUAGGAUUACCCCGGCCGAUGAUCCCAAACUGAAGGUCGAGUGGUACUGGAACGGUCGUCCAUUGAAGGCCGGUUCUCGUUUCCGCACUUUCUGUGACUUUGGCUUUGUCAUCCUGGAGAUUUCUCCUGUGUAUCCUGAGGACUCCGGCGAGUACUCUUGCCGCGCGAUCAACGAGUAUGGUGAGGCAGUGACCACUGCCACCAUGAAGAUCCAGGGUAAGCGCAGCAUCAUCAUGGAAUCUCAGCUGCCCAAGGGCAUGGAGGGAACUAUCGAUCGCAUCGCCGAACUGGAGGGCUUGGGCUCCCGCAGCACCGAGUUCGUACCAGAUGAUGAUACUGGCAAGCCACCAGAGUUUAUCACCUCUCCCUUCGAUAUGGUUAUCGGCGAGAACGCUUUGGCUCACUUCGAAUGUCGUCUGCAGCCGAUUAAUGACCCAUCGAUGCGUGUGGAUUGGUUCCACAAUGGCAAGGCCUUGUGGGCUGGUUCUCGUAUCAAGACCAUCAAUGAUUUCGGUUUCGUAAUCCUCGAAAUUGCUGGUUGCUAUCAGCGUGAUUCGGGAUUGUACACUUGCAAGGCCACGAACAAGCAUGGUGAGGCCACGGUCUCUUGCAAAUUGCAGGUUAAGGGUCGCCAAGGCAUCGUUAUGGAGCCCCAGCUGCCCUCCAACUUCCGCACCGGCACUGAGAGUCUGCAGAAGCUGGAGGAGACCAUGCAUAAGCGUGAGGAGCUUGUGACUGAAGACGAGCAGCCCAAUCCCCCGAAAUUCACCGAGGAAAUUAAGGACAAUUUGGAUGUUCCUGAGGGUGGUCCAAUUCACUUUGACUGCCGUGUGGAGCCUGUCGGCGAUCCAACCAUGCGCAUUGAGUGGUUCUAUAAUGGUCAUGUUAUGGCUACUGGAUCUAGGGUCCAUCAGCUCAACGACUUUGGCUUCAUUGCUUUGGAUGUGGACUACAUCUAUGCCAGGGAUUCAGGCGAGUACACUUGUCGGGCAACCAACAAGUGGGGCACUGCCACCACUAGCGCAAAGGUCACUUGCAAGGGAAAGCACAAUAUUGUGUACGAGUCGCAGUUGCCAGAGGGCAUGACCUCCGAAAAGUUGAAGGAGCUGGAGCGUGGACGCAUCCCAGAAGCUCCAAAGGUGGUUGAGGAGGUGUUUGGACCGCCAAAGUUCACCACACAGAUCACUUCUGUGACUGUCGAUGAAGCCGAGGCCGUACGCUUUGAAUGCCAGGUGGAACCCAAGACGGAUCCCAGCCUGCGCGUGGAAUGGUACCGCAAUGGCAAGCCCUUGCCUUCUGGACAUCGUUAUAGAAAUAUCUUCGACAUGGGCUUUGUUUCCCUGGAUAUUCUGUAUGUCUAUGGAGAGGACUCUGGAGAGUACGUGUGCCGUGCCAUUAACAACCACGGCGAGGAUCGCACCAGAGCCACAGUUUCUUGCAAGAAACUCCCUACCAUCUUACUCCAGAACCAAGUUCCUCGCGGCAUGAAGCGUUCAGAUGCUCUAACCCAAAUGGAAGCUACCAUCAAGAAAUAUACAUCCGAAGUCCAUUUGACAGAGGAUGAUCUAUUCGAUCCUGAUCGCAAGCAGCCUCCUCGCUUUGUCACCCAAAUCAAGGAGCAGCUUACUCUUACCGAAAUGGCCGUCACCAAAUUCGAAUGCCAGUUGGCUCCCGUGGGAGAUCCUAACAUGAAGGUCGAGUGGUUCUUCAAUGGCAAGCCAUUGCUGCACAAGAACCGCUUCCAGCCCAUUUACGAUUUUGGUUAUGUGGCAAUGAACUUUGGCUGGGUUUAUCCCGAAGACAGCGGAGAGUACGUGUGCCGUGCCACCAACUUGUAUGGCAAGGACGAGACUCGUGCCAUCAUUAAGGUUUCUGGAAAGCCAGGAAUCGUCUAUGACUCCCAGCUGCCCGCUCACAUGCAGAGCAUUGACCGCAUCCGCGAAAUGGAAGCCUCAUGGCAGGUGGUGCCCGAUGAGGUUGAUCCCGAUGCCAAGCCCAGGACCAAGCCAGUGUUUGUGAGCAAACUGGAGCCCCAGACUGUGGAGGAGGGUGACCCAGCUAGAUUCUGUGUUCGUGUCACCGGCCACCCACGUCCGAGGGUUAUGUGGCUGAUCAACGGUCACACUGUCGUUCAUGGCUCUCGUUACAAGCUGACGAACGAUGGUAUGUUCCAUCUGGAUGUCCCGAAGACACGUCAGUACGACACUGGCAAGGUAGAGGUGAUUGCUCGCAACUCUGUGGGCGAAUCGAUUGCCACCACUGAACUGAAGGUUGUUGCACGAUCGGACGAUUACCGUAAUGUGCUGAAGAAUUCGCCACGUCCCUGGUACGAUUACGAACUAGCUGCCUAUCAGAAGGAGCGCCAGGAGAACGAGUUGGAAAAGGUAUUCGAUGAGCGUAAGCAGGUGCUUUCCGAACAGAGCUCCCACACGUUGAAGGGCGUGGAGCACCUGAAGCCCAAGCAAUACAAGCCACCCACCCCGGACUGGCAGCAAAAUGUCAAGGCCAAGAAGAGCGAGGACUACUACAACAAGCUGCAGAGUCUGGAAACUGAACAGCUGCUGAAGGAGACCAACCUGCGGAGGGAUACCCAUCAGUACGCCAUUCCCGGAGAGAAGGUCGUGAGCAGUUCUCAGGCCAAGGGAAUGGCCCAGUCUUACGAAGAAAAUCUUCAAGAGAAAACGAGCACCACUCAAGUACUGGCUGCUCCACCCAAGGGUACUGCCCAACCAUCCGAAUCAUCCGUCCAUGGUCGCGAAGUUCACAUGAACAAGCAGCAACAGGUGCAGAAGGAGAUCCAGGGUGACCUUGAGAUUACCCGCAAGAUAACCGCCACCGAAACAACCGAGGUUGAGCAUAAAGGAACCAUUCAGGAGCGUGUCGUUCAGGGACCCGUGAAACCGGCCAAGGCACCGGUCUUCACCAAGAAGAUUCAGCCAUGCCGCGUCUUUGAGAACGAGCAGGCCAAAUUUGAAGUGGAAUUCGAAGGAGAGCCCAAUCCUACGGUUAAAUGGUACCGUGAGAGUUUCCCCAUCCAGAACUCUCCGGAUCUGCAGAUCCACACCUUCAGCGGCAAGUCGAUUUUGAUCAUCCGCCAAGUGUUCGUUGAGGACUCUGCAGUCUUCUCGUGUGUGGCCGAAAACCGUGGAGGAACUGCAAAGUGCAGUGCCAACCUUGUUGUCGAGGAACGUCGUCGCGCCGGAAAGGGUGGCAUUCAGCCGCCUAGCUUCGUGACCACCAUACAGAGCACCACUGUGGCCACCGGCCAGUUGGCUCGUUUCGAUGCCAAGGUUACGGGCACUCGCCCACUGGAUGUGUACUGGCUUAAGAACGGCAUGAAGAUUCAGCCGAGCAUCAAGUUCAAGAUGCUGGAGGAGGACAGUGUUCACACUCUACUUAUCAUCGAGCCGUUCGCCGAGGAUUCCGGCCGCUACGAGUGUGUGGCCGUCAAUGCCGCUGGUGAGGCCCGCUGCGAUGGUGACUGCAUAGUGCAGUCACCCAGCAAACCAGAGAAACCAACUACUCCGGGCAGCGAGAAGGCGCCACAUAUUGUGGAACAGCUCAAGAGCCAGUCCGUGGAGGAGGGAAACAAGGUUAUCUUCCGCUGUCGAGUGGAUGGCAAGCCCACUCCCACUGCCCGCUGGAUGCGUGGCGAGAACUUUGUGAAGCCAUCACGCUACUUCCAGAUGAGCCGGCAAGGCGAGUACUACCAGCUGGUCAUCUCGGAGGCCUUCCCCGAGGAUGAGGGUACCUACAAGUGCGUGGCUGAGAACAAACUGGGCAGCAUUCAGACCAGCGCCCAGCUUAAGGUUCGACCAAUCGAGAACCUGGACGCCCCGCCUACUAUCACAGCCCUUAAGGAUGUCUCCGUUACCGAGGGCAUGCCCGCUCAGUUUAAGACGACGGUGACCGGCAAAGUGAAAGCCACUAGCGUGCAAUGGUUCCGCGAAGGUCAGCUGAUUCCCGAAACACCGGACUUCCAGAUGAUCUUCGAUGGCAACAGCGCUGUACUCCUGAUUGGCACCACCUACGAGGAGGAUUCGGGCAUCUUUACUGUGCGCGUAACCUCGUCCACCGGCCAGGUCGAAUCCUCAGCCAAACUGACUGUUAAAAAACGACGCAUCUCGGCCUUUCAAUUGCGAACGAUUGAUUCCGCCGAGGAUGAGUCCUCUUCCUCUGGCCGGGAGGACAGUGCCCCCGAGUCGCCACACGCUUUCCAACCUGGCCAGCAACCAGGCCAGCAGUUUGGUCAAUUCCUGGGCGUCAACGGGCAGGGUCAGCAUCAGGGAAGAUCGCGGCAAAAGAAACCCAAGGUACGCAGCAAGUCCCUGCAGCCGGCUACAAAGGUGAUACCAUGGCGCAAGUCAUCACGUCCCACUCGAGGCCGUUCCCUGGACAAGGGAGUCUUCCUGCCAGGCUUCAAGCCUGAACCGGUCAAGUCCUGGACUGAGGAGACUAUUAGCUUAAAGGCUACGCCGAUUGAAAAGAAAAAGCCAGCACCAAAACUUGAGGCAGCAAAGGUUGUACUGAAGUCUAUCAAGACUGAACGUGAUCAGGGCAUCAUGAGUCUAGGCGCUACCCUGGAGCAGAUCAUUGCUGGAAAAACCGAAAAGGAAGCCAUUCCUUGGAUUACUAUGCGUGAAAAACUUAAGGCCGUCGAGAGUGUUCAGCAACAGCUCAACAAAUUCGAUCUAGAUGAGGUCUAUCUGCAACCACUUGAAGGCCAAAUUGAAACUGAGGGGCAGCUGCCACAACAGGCUCAGGUGGAGCAGGUGCAGCGCACUAAGGAAAUCCAGCGCCUGAAGAGCAUGGAAAGCGUUGAGAUUAUGGAGAUGACUGACCAGAUCGAUAAGCUGAUCACCCAGCAGCAAAACGCUAAAGAUCUCAUUCCCUGGAAGGAGAUGCGUCAGCAGCUCAAGAGUGUCCAGCGGGUUACCAAGCAGAUUGACAAGUUCAAGAUUGAGGAAGUCGAGCUCCGUCACCUGCAGGCUCAACAAGCCAUCACGGAGGAGUAUCAAACUGGAACAGCCGAGGAGACUAUCGUCAUGAUUGAUGAGAGCUCCAAGAGCUCGAUCUCUAAAGUGAUUCGUAGCGAUGAACUGCUGCAGCAUGAAGAUCAGUCCAAUAUCUAUAAGCAGAAGUUUAUCACCACUGAGGAUGUUAACAUUAUGCAUGUUUCGGAGCGCGAGAAGCUAGAAGCUCAGAGAUUGUUACGAGAGCAGCAGGCUGUAAAUUGGCGCCAGCAGCAACAGCGCCCACAGUUGCAGCCCCUGACUUCGGUUGAGGAUACAGUAAUCUCUCAGACUACUGAGAGACAGAAGUUGGUGCAACAGCAGAGCUUCAUCGAGGAGGCUCAGCGCCAGCAGUUUGUGCAGGUCGAGGACUCCCAGAUGAUGAGCCUCGAGCAGUAUGAGCAUCAAAAGAUAAUAAACCAGCGCACACAACAGGAAGCGUUUAGCUGGCGACAGCCUCGUGAGCCUCAAAAGUUUAUUCAGGUGGAAGACUCCUCGUUGCUUCACCUACAGGAACGUCAUGAUACGCAGGAACAGCAGCUGCUGCAACAAGAGCCUGUCAUGUGGGACCGUGGCAGAAAAAAGCCAGAUCAGCCACAAUAUGUGCAACCCAAGGAGCAGCGUGUUAAAGAAGAAUACGUGGAGAAGCCAAAAACGUACGAGGAAAUGCACGACGAGCUGGUUGAACCAACUCCGAUUGAACAACCUCAGCCGGUGCCAGUUAUGUGGGAGCGAGGCAAGAAGAAACCCCAGCCCCAGGCGAAGACCUUCGAAGAGGCGCACGACGAGUUGGUUGAACCCACUCCUGUCCAGCAACCGGAGCCAGUGCCUGUCAUGUGGGAACGUGGCAAGAAGAAGGUGGCUCAGCAGGAGACAGUUUUAUCCCAGGAAGUGGUACAAACAUCACAGGUAGUCGAACAGCAGAUCGUUGAGGAAACAAAGAAAACGGCUGUUAGACGAGUAAUUCCACCAAGGGAGCCGGAGCAGAAGGUGGAGCAGGUUACCUUGAAACCAACACCUCGCCCUCGUCCUAAGGAGGCUCUAAAGGCUGAGGAGAUUCAAUUGAAACCCUUGAGGAGCACCAGACCCGUACCACAACCAGUGGAGACGGAACAGAAAGCCUACGAAGAAGCUACCGAUGAGUUGCCCGAAGAACCACUACCUCCACUACAGGAUCAACCGCAGCCUGUGAUGUGGGAGCGUGGCAAAAAGAAGCCGCAAAAACCCCAAGAGGAAGUGAGCGAGAUUCCGAAAACUCUUGAGAUUUCAGUCGACGCGCUUGAGGAGGAAGUGCCGAAGCCAAUAGAAACACAGCCGCAACCUGUUUUGUGGGCUCGUGGCCAAAAGAAGCCUCAAAAGCCUGAUGAGCAAAAACCGGAGCUUCCAAAGAGUCUGGAGAUUGCCGUCGAUACUAUAGAAGAGGAUCUUAUCAAGCCCGUUCAGCCUGAACCACAGCCCGUUCUUUGGGAACGCGGCAAGAAGAAGAAACCGCAACCUCAAGACGUAAUCGAAGAAGAAUCGAAGACAUAUGAAGAAGCAGUCGAUGUUCUGCCUGAUGAACCUAAGGUUGAGGAGAAGCCAGAGCCUGUCCUAUGGCAGCGUGGUAAGAAGAAGAUUCCCAAGUCAGAGCCCACUGAAGAAGUGCAUCCCGAUGAGGUAGAUGCCCAAAUAGAGACUGUAGUUAAGGAAGAUGAAGUGAUUGUCGAAGAUAAACGACGAAUCAAGAAAACCAAAAAGCCCAAGUCGACGAAAGAAGUUACCGAGGAGUUGUUUGAGGAACAGCCGGAAGAGGAAAUAUCUCCAGAAGAGGAAGUGUUGCAGAAAGAAGUUAUUGAAGAAAUUGAGGAAAUUGUUGAAGAAAAACGUAGGCUCAAGAAAACAAAGAAACCUAAGCUUACACAGCAGGUGACCGAAGAAGAAAAGCCCGAUGAAGUGGUAAUCGAAGAGUCUGAAGAAGUGGUUCAAAAACAGGAAGAGAUAGUUGAAGAAAAGAAGAAGGUUAAAAAGGUGAAGAAACCCAAGACUGUCGCGGAGAAACAGCUCGAAGAAGACGAAAUCCCAGCAGAGGAGACUGUUGAAGAGGGAGAAACUGCUGAGGACCAGCAACUAGUCGUUGAAGAGAGCAAAAAGGUUAAAAAAGUAAAGAAACCAACUCGGAAAGUUGAAAAGACUGAUGUUGAGGAAUUGCCAGCAGAGGAAGUUCCAGCAGAGGAAGUUCCAGAAGACGUGGCUCCAGAAGAAGAGCCCAUCGAGGAACAGGAGGAAAUCGUUGACCAAGAUAAUAUCCAGGAACAAAAGCGAAAGGUCAAAAAGGCAAAGAAGCCCAAGAAGACUAUAGAAAAGACCGAAAUAGAAAGAGAAGAAGACCAACCAGAAGAGGAAGUUCCACAAGAAGAAAUAAGAUUUGAGGAGCAGGAAGAAAUAACAGAAAGGCAACGUAGAUUAAAAACUAUCAAAAAGCCCAAGAAAAUUGUAACCGAACAGACAGUGGAACAGGCAGAGCAGACAGAAAAGCCGGAAGAAUCGCAAGCCGAAGAGGUGAAAGAAACCGUAACCGAAGAACUUAAAAAGUCUAAGCCUGCGCCUGAAGAGGCAAACGUUGAGCAAAUCGAAAAGAUUUCACUGAAACCUGCGCCAAGAAAACAGCGUCUUCUGCCCGAAAAAGAAGAAAUGGAGCAGGUCUUGCUUAAGCCCUUGAAAAAGAUUGCUGCUGUCUCGGAAGCGGAACAACCCGAAACCCCUGAAACAGAAUUCGAGGUGAAAGAGUUCGCCAUCACAACUACAGAGGAUAUACUGGAUGUAACAAAGAAGCGUGUUAAAAAGAAGAAGCCCAAAACAAAGGUUGCAGCUGAGGAAUCCACUGAAGAACCAGCUGAAGAAACCGAAGAGUUUGAAGAAGACGAAGCCCAGCCCGAAGAAGUGCAACCAGUUGAGGAAAUUCCGGAGCAGCCACAAGUAGAGGAAGUUGCUGAUGAACAUAAAACGGCACCCAAGCCAAAGCCUAGAAAGGAAGAAAUCAUCGAGAAGGUUGAAGAAGUUGCUCUAAAACGAGUUACUCGGCCAAAGAAGGAGCUACCUCAAGAGGCGACCAUCGAAGAAGUGCGUUUGAAGCCUACUCAACGCACUUCUAUCAAGCCCGAAGAAGUCAAACUUGAGGAAGUGGACUUGCAGCAUGUGGAGAAGAAAGAGGAUGAAAUCGUUCAGGAAGAGAAACGAAAGACCAGGAAGGUAAAGAAGCCAAAACACGAAGACUUGCCGGAAAUUCCCGAUGCUGAGCCAACGCAACUGGAAGAGGCUGAACACAUUGAACUGGAGAAGCAACCAAAGCCCGAAGAAGACCAGCCCCAGGUGCCAUGGAAGAGAGGCGAGAAGAAACAGCCUGUUGAGGAAGUCCUGGAGGAAAAGAAAUGGCCAUCUGGUAAACGCCGUCCAUUGCCUGAACAGCAGCCGGAAGAAAUUCAACUGAAGCCAAUUCCAUCUAAACCAAUUGAAGAACCGCAAAAGCCAGAAAAGGCCAUACCUGGCCCGCAACUUGUGCCGGAAGAAAAGCCUGAAAGCGAAGAGGAGGAACUGAAACUUGAACCUCUCAAGGUGCCCGAAGACAAGCAGCCAAAAGAGCCUAAGGCUAAGAAAGAGAAGAAGAAGAAGCCCAAGCUGAAGAAGGCCACACCAUCAGUAGAUGAGGUGUCCGAGGAAGUCGCCGAGCCCUUCGACGAGCCCAUUGCUGAGGAAGAUGAAGUGGAAGAGAUGCCAGUGGACGAUGUCAAGGUCGUGGCAGUGUCGGAAGACGUACUGCCUGAAGAGGAAGUUGUGCCCACAGAGGAGACUCCCGAGGCAAAGCAGAAGGCACACAAGAAGCGCACAAAGCGACUAAAGGAGGCCUCCGUAGAAGAUCAACCUCAGCUGCUGGAAGCGGCUAUUGCUGAAAUCGAAAAGGUGGAUGAAAUAUCCCACGAGAUCUCACAAAAGACUAUUACCCUACUUAAGAAGACUGAAGACACAAGACCUCAAUUCAUAACGACUGAACAGCUUAUCGAGCUGGAUGUGGAGGACGUCCGACGCGAUCUGGAAAUGAAGGUCACAUCGAACAUCAUUAAGAAGGAGAAGCGUCGCGUGGUGCUGGACGACAGUCAACCAUUGCCUGAGCUGGAGUUGAUUACCCAGAAACGAAUCCAAGAGGGCAUAGACAAGGUGGCCGAUGAGGAGCUUAUAGAGGACCAGCAGCUAACCCAAAACCAGCAGGAGACGACUACCUCUGAGGUUAUCGGCCAGGAGCGCAAGCUUGUCAAGAAGAAGAAGAAGGAGAUUAAGCCUCCAAGGAUCACCGAGAAAUUGCGCCCACGCCAAUGUGUUCCCGAGGAACCCACCGUGCUGGAGUGCAAAGUGGAAGGAGUUCCGUUCCCAGAAAUCAAAUGGUACUUCAACGACAUUCUUCUGUUUGCUUCUGAGAAGUACGAGAUCACUGUCAUCGAGCAAGUGGCGAAGCUGAAGAUUGCCAAGGUCACGCCCAGUGAUGUUGGCGUCUAUACAUGCGAGGCCAAGAACGAGGCUGGAGUGGCCACAAGUCGUACCAACAUUAUUUUAGAAAAAGAACAAGGAGUUCCCCCCCAGUUUACAAAACCUCUUAAGAUUGAGUUUAUUGAGGAGAAGCAGCCCGAGCGGCUUAAGGUUACGGUGACUUGUCAAGUGACGGGAAAACCGAAUCCUCAGGUCAAAUGGUAUAGAGGAAUAGAGGAAGUUAUACCCAGCGAAACAGUUCAGAUGUUCUAUGACGAAAAAACCGGCGAUGUGGCCCUGGAGGUUAUUAACCCCACUCCCAAUGAAGCAGUUGUCUACUCUGUGCAGGCGCAGAAUCAGUUUGGACGUGCCAUUGGCAAUGCCAAUAUCCUAAGCCGGGUCGAUGAAGUUCCCCGGGAGAUACUGAAGGCACCUACCGUAACUCCACUGAGUGCUGUUGUUGUACCCACGGGUGGUACUCUCUUCUUCGAAGCCAAAUACGAUGGCUUGCCUAGGCCAGAAGUGAAAUGGAUGCGCAAUGGCCGCGAGAUUAUCGAGAAUGAGGAGACUAUCAUAGAAACUACAGAGACAACCACCACAAUAAAGGUUGUCAAUAUGACCCGCAAACGAACUGGCAAAUAUGAAGUUUGGGCAAAGAACAAGGUGGGUGAAGCUAAGUCCUCUGGUUCGGUGGUGGUUUCAGAUCAAAAGCCCGAUGAGCAAAUAAAGCCACCGAGAUUUAUUCAGCCCUUGGAGCCCAAGUACUUUGGCGAGCACGAGGUGGCCAUUAUUGAAGCGAUUGUGGAGUCUGAGCCAUUAUCGUCCUUCCAAUGGUUUGUGCACAACGAGCCCAUCAAGAGUUCAAACGAAGUGCGUAUCGUUAGCCAGGCCAACAAGUCAACGUUGCUGAUUGAAGACUUCCAAAGCAAGUUUGUGGGGCCUUUUACUUGCCGGGCCGAGAAUGUGGGUGGAUCAGUGACGUCAACGGCAACCGUUAACCUAAUUGAAUCUCUCCCCCAAGAGGAAGCCGAGGAGUUUGAGUCACCGCGUUUUGUUGAGGAGCUCGUUCAACCCGUGGAGGUUAUGGAUGGCGAGGCUUUGCUGCUGACCUGUCAAGUAACAGGAAAGCCCACUCCUAAGGUAGAGUGGUACCACAAUGCGGAGAAGAUCACUGAGAAUAAGGAAACUACGAUAUCGCAAGACUUGCAAGGCGUUUGCCAGCUGCAGAUUACGGAAGUUUUCCCCGAAAACGAAGGCCAAUACGAGUGCGUGGCUACAAAUAAAAUUGGCAAGAGCGUCAGCAAGACAAACGUUAAAAUACAAGCAUUUGAAUAUAUCCCCGAUUCUGAAAUCACUGGACUCACAGGAUCUGAGGAGGAUCUACUUGAUAGAACCCUCUCAAUCGACGAACAAGCUCCGAAAAUUAUUAAAAAACUACCGGAGAAAAUCGAGCCAAAAGAAGGCGAGCAAGCGAAGCUGGAGGUUAAGGUCGUUGGAAAACCGAAACCGAAGGUCAAAUGGCUGCGCGACGACGAGCAGAUAUUCGCCUCCGAGGAAUAUCAGAUCGAAAAUUUCGAAGACGGCACCUCAGUGCUGGUCAUUAACCACGUCUAUCCCGAUGAUUUGGGUACAAUUAGUUUCGAGGCAUACAAUCCACUCGGUGUGGCUGUGACUACGGCGCUCUUUGCGGUCGAAGGCAUCGUGGGUUCGAAGGAUUACCGCAAGCCGGAAUGGGUGUCUCAAAUGGAGGAAAUGCAGGUGGCUCUCAAAGCUGCUAAAUGCUCGCCUUCACUACUAAACGAAAUGCGUGACUGCCGUGCUGCCUUAGGUGAAACAGCCAAGUUCUCGAUACAGUUUGCUGGCAAUCCGAUACCAGAUAUUCAGUGGUAUUUCAACAACGUUCAGCUUAGGGCAUCCGAAAAGUAUCGCAUGGUAGUGCAGGAACAGGAAGCUACGCUAGAAAUAAUGAAAAUAACAAGCGAAGACUGCGGUUACUAUAACUGCAAGCUCAUCAAUGAGAUCGGCAUGACGAUGACUCGGGCCAAGUUCGACAUAUCAUCCACGAGCUCCAUAGUUGAGGAAACCAAGGCCAAGACUACCGUCAAGAAGAAGUCUGGCAAGAAAACCAUUGUGAAAAGAUCCGGCACCUCAGAGUCUCAGAACGUGCAAAAGACAGAAAUCCGUAUUAUUCCAACUAGCGCGGUAGAGACCAGCAUGAAUGUGAUCAAGGUGAAGCAACCCGUAUCCAUACUCGUAGAAAAGAGCGAAAUAUCCGAGGUUUUAGUCGUGAAAGAUCGCGAAGUUGCCGAUGCCGAAGAGCGUCGUAGCCAAUUAAUUGAAGAAAUAGAAGAGGAGGAAGAGAUUGAGAAGAAAGUCCAGCAUGAGGAGGAGGAUGAAGUUGAGGUGCAAGUAGAGCAGAAGGAAUCAUAUACCUCUAGCAAGAAAAUAGAGAUAACUAAAACGGUGGAGCAAAUACGCACAAAAAUUAGCGAAAAGAUCAUAACAAUUGAAGAUGUUCAAGUACUUUCGCACCACGAGGAGGUACAAUGGCUGCUCGAGUCCAUAGAGGCCGAGUCUUUCGGCCAAAUUGGAGAGUCGGCCCUUAGAGAUUUGGCCACUAUUGGUCUGCUAUUGCGCUAUGGCUGUGAGCACUACGAAAUCACAUAUAUGUAUGAGCAAAACAUAUUUAUAUCGCUGAAGAAGCCAGAGUCUCAAUCGGCCCUGGUGCAGCUCGUCGAACGAGAAGGCCACGAAGAACUGAUCUCCCAAAUACUGAGCGAGUCUUCCAACGAGGACGAGACCAUCCUAGCAGCAACUGUGGGCUUCAAGGCCUUCAUACGCAUGAUUCAGACGUACGAAAUCACGAUUGAGAUCGUCAUACGAAAGUUUGUUAGGGAGGACUUCAUAUCACAGGACUGGAAGAUAUGUGGAAAGGAGAGAAUAGUAGAGACUUCGCAAAUAAUUGAAAGUCACGAGGCCAUCACACAUGUGAAAAUAGAGGAAACAUAUGUCGAGGAACGAACGAUAAUUGUCCAAGAAGAAACAGCAACCACUAAAGUGGAAAAACUAUUCAAAAAGCAAGAACAAGAACAUGUGCAAAAUGUAGAGCAACAAGUGGAAAUUCAGGUUCAGACUAAACAAAUUGCGCAAAUGAACACUAAAAUCAAAAAGCAUAAAAAACACAAACAACAAGAACAGGAUGUUUCCGAGACAACAAUUCAAUACGAACAAAAAGAAACACUGGCUCACGAAACAAGCGCGGGAUUACCACAGGCGGAAACUCUUGAGCAAAUUGAAGAGUCUCUGCCCACAUACGAAACACUACCCAUACAAAAUCUUUCAAAAGACACGCUUGAAACCGUUGCAGUUGCAGUCACGGCAGAACUUUCUACUCCAAAACCACUUGCGGCGCGGGUACAGGAGGAGAUUCUACCUGAAAAGGUAUUAGCCAUCAAUGAGGAGGUGUUACAACUCGAUGAGUUUGCCCUACGAAAAGAAUCUCCCAGACCCGAAGAAAACAAGCUUACCGAAAAUAUGGAGGUAAGGCUAAAGCAUUCCCUUAAUGUCUCACAAGCAAAGACGGCUGAGUCUUCAAAGGAAUUGCCUUCCAAAAUACCGAAAUCCGUGAAAGCCCAGCGAAAGAUGAAAGAGUCAUGCUCCUUGUUGGUUGAAGCUCCGAACGCCGAAGAAGCUAUCGAGGAUCUGAAGCCACCGAAGGCCGUUUCGCAGAAGGUACAUGGCGACAUAUUGUUCUCGCAUGAGAUAACCGAGGAGCAGCACCAUGCACUGGAGACCAUUGAGAAGCUAAAACCCACCUCUGCCAUUGAGGACACCGUUCAGCAGAAACUACUGAACCAGGAGGCGCUAAUUAUCGCGGAAGUUUUACCAUCCGAAACUGUGGGAAGGGAUGUCACUGACUUUAGGCCACCGGGAGAAACUAUUUUGCCUCGACUUACCCCCAACAUGAGUCUUUGCAUAACCGAGUGCCAGCUGGAGGACUCUAUAGGCGAAAUGCAACAUGCUGCUAAAGAACGUAUGGAGACACCUGCGAUGUCGGUAACGGAAUCGAAGGCAGUUGGUGGACAAGAACUAAAAGUUUUGGAGAGCGUCGACCAUAUGCCAUUAAUAACCCAGCCGACUAAGGGCUUAGCUGAUUAUACCAUUAAAGCCGAGGAGGUUCCCGUUCAGGUGCACGAAAUUACCACUUUUGAUAGUUUGGAAAGAGAAAUGGUGUCCAAAACACAGACUGCCAAAAGUAAUGCAUUGGAAUUAUUCGAGUUAGCUGAGGGUCUAGUCAGUAUCACCGCUGAUUCUCAUAGUCCAAUAGCCGAGGAUUUGCCUAUUUUUGAGAAAGAUGUAAAGGAAGCCACUUUAGAUAUGCAAAUGCAGCACCACGUAACAACUUUCGAAACUGUUUCCAAUGAAAAUGCUGUUAAGGACGUGACAGCAGUUGAUACCCCGAAAAUGGCCGAGGGCACGUUGGGGCAAUCCAAUGCGUUAACUAUUGGGGAAACGCAGCAGAUGAACAUUGUAGAAACGGCAGUUGAGCUUAUCGAACCAAAUGUAGAAUCAACAAAACCAGCUAAGAGCGCCUUAACAGAGGCAUAUGGCACAGCCGAGAGUAACGAAGAGACGCUCCUCGAAUCACUCGGCUUGGUACCAGGCGAUAAUCGCAAAACAGAACAAGGAAAAGUAAAUAUUAGCGAAGGGGAGUAUGUGGCAAAAGUUCAGACCACGACGGUGACUGACACUGAAGAAGAAUUUGUUUCCGUAGCUCCAAAGCUGGUGGAUGCCAAAUUCGAUUUCGUCGAGCAAUCUGCGUUGCAGAUUAAGGAGAACACGACAGUGGAGAAGGAGGAAAUUCUAUUUCCCAAUAUAGAACUGGCACCUCAGUUAGCUAUAUCAAAUAUGUUUCCUGCUGAGUUAAAGGUUACAAGCAAAUACGAAGUUCAACCAGGUGCGACAUCAAGUGAUAUUAUUACGGAGGAAACAAAGUCUGUAUCAGCUAAUCAAGUCUUCGAGACGAUGUCGAUUGGAGUUACUAGUAAGCCAGCUAUGUUAGAGAGUACUAGUCACAUUGAUGCCUUUCAACAUCCUGACUUCAGAACGGGUGACACAGUUCUGGAUGAAAACCAACAACCUUUGGAAGUAACAAACGUGCAGAUAACCGAGUCAAGUACGGAUAUUAUUGAUGUCUUUCCUAAUCAAAAGCUUACUAAAGCCGAAGCUGUCACCGAUGCAUUUAAAUAUGCUGAGGGCCUAGUUGUACUUUCGAUGGAGUCGACAAUCGAUAAAACCGAAGAUACCAAACCGACGGCUGUAAUUGCAGAUAUAAGCAUGCAUGAACAAUUUGGAACAGAUGUUAGAGAACAGGAGCCGCUAGAAAGUACUCAAACACGCACGGAGGAUUUAAAGCCUCAGACACAAACACCAGAAAGCCAGUUUGGAUUGCUGCAACCUCUGGAAACCAGCUCAUGUGUUACCUUAGAGGGAGAAAGCAUUCUAUCAGUUAAAGAGCCCCAUUCUAAACAAAGCGCUGCCAUUGGAACUUCGUCAGCUCUGCAAGUGGCCAACAUAAUGAGGCCCCAGCAUAUGGAAUCUUUGGAGAGGCUAGAUGAACAGAAGGUGCCUUAUUAUCAGGCAAAUGUUAAUAUUGGGGAAAUCACUUUACCAAACGUUGAGAAAAUCGCUUCGUUUGAUGUCCUCAGCGAUUUGGAAACACCAGAUUACAAUAAAUCAUCUAUAAGUCGUGUGCAGUUAAUUAAAAGCACAACAUCGUUAAAAACGACUACAGCUGUUGUAAGUGAAAGUACAGAAGAAUUAAAGGACCUAAACAUUUCUCAGCCAGUUCAUAUUAGGCCAAAGCCUUAUGAAUCUGAUCAGAAAAUCUCCAUUUCCGAGCAGACAAAUGUUCUUGAACAUGUUUCGAGCCUGAGCCCAGUAUUACCCACAUUGGAAAUGAUCCAAUCUUCAAUAAAAAGUUUACACGAGAUAAAUGUAAGAGAGACAGAUAUUUUAGAGAAAGAGGAGUCCCUGAAAGAUGUUGAUCAAAUAAGUGGCCGUCUGGCUAAAAUUGUUUUGGACUGCACGACGGGCAUCGCACAAGUUCGACAAGAAGAAACACUCGAGCAUGAGGAGAACCUUACAUCUCCCUCAGUUCUGCCAGAGAAGGCAAUACCUGCUUCUUCAGAGUUGCUUCGGUUGCCUCUAACUGAAUACGUGCAAGAACAACAAGGUACCGGUGACAUGGUGGAUUUCAAAGUUUCAAACAAAUGUGCGUCUCCUAAAAUUGAUCAUUUAUAUGAAACAAAGUCAUCUGAAAUGAUUGUGUACGACUCUUCGACAAAUUCAGUUGAUUCCGAGUUCCCAGCUGGUAUAGUGCCUCAAAAAUCUCUGGUUCCCUAUCGGCAUACAAUGGUGACAGAAAACGUUGCUUUUCAUGCAUCUGAAAAUUUAGAAAUCUUAUCUGCCGGUCAACAAAUUGCAACAAAUGUGCAGGAUAGCCUUAGUCAAUCGAUAAUCGCACAGGACCAAACUACAUUUGAGUCUGAACAAAAUCUGGGUCUAGAAACUACCCCCACCCAAAAAUCCAAACUUCUGAAGGAUGACCGAAAUCUUUAUGCUAAGCUCGUGGACAAAGCAACAGUUUAUGAAGCCAUGGGACAGGAGCAAAAAGUUGAUAAAUAUAACAUACAACAAGCGGAGAUCACUCACGAUCUACCUCAAGUCUAUGCAACCGAUCUCCAACAGACUUUUGAGGCUGAAAAAGAGAUUAAAAGUCCUGAGCAAUCUUAUGUGGCAGCAACAACUGAUAUUAUUCCAUCGCGGCUUGGUUUAGCGAUGACAACAAAGACGCACCCUGUUGAAGGAAUCGAUGUCCUGUUAAGUUCGCCUCCAAAGCCAACGCUUGCCCAGACAAACUAUGAAGAAACAAAGCAUCAAGUACAUGUCAGAGAAACUCAAGCGAUAGAGGAAUCCGAAGAACUCACAGAUGGACGAUUACUUCCUGUUUCUGCUGUCGAGUCGAUAGACAUUACGUUUAAGGUGACAUCACAUUCUCAUCAACCACCAGUUUUCGAUAAGGAGUUGUCAAUACCGGCUGUAUCCCCUUUGGAGGCCAGAGCAAAACCAUCUUUAAAUCUACUUCAAGGCGCCACCACAUUCGAUGUCAUUCCCUUAGAAUCAUCUGUACUUAUAAAAGAUACGCAUGUCGCUGGGCAGAAGGCGCAACAAGAGUAUGUCGCUCAGGUGGAGUCAAAUAAAGUUCACGUUCAAAUGGAUAACCAAGUUAUGGAUAAAGAAGAUAUUUUUGAAAAUGACAAAAUGGAGAAUUUUUGUAAACCAAUUACUGAAGGCACUCAGCGGGAAACAGUUGUUAUCGAAGUGGUGCCAAUAGAUAAUGUGGGUGGUAUUCAUUUAGUCCCACAGCCAUCUACAUUCUUAGCCACUUUCACGCCUACCGAUAUAUUAAAUCAAUCGCACGUUAUAGAUACACAAGUUCCCUUAGAAAUGGAAAGUGAAGCUCAAGCUGCUUACGACAACAUUGCCCAAGCUAGGAUUAAGUCAGCUGAAGCCCACGUACAUACAAACGUGUCUGAGGUUAAUGCUUACGAACAAACUAAAGCAAUUCAAGAUCAAAGCAAGCAGGGCUUAUUUGCUAAUGUAUCGGAGGAUUCUGAUUCGAGCAAAGCUUAUUUAACAACAAUACAAUCGACAUUCUUAAAAGAGGACAUCCUACCCAAGCCUAACAUUCUCCAGGGUACAGCUCAAGCUGCUAAUGUGGAACUUCAAUCCUUGGUAACCGAGGAAGUUGUGAGCGUUAGCUCUAUCCAAGAAACAUAUGAACUUCAAAUUCCACUGAUUGAAACAGCUAACUUAACUCAGCAAACUCCACAGAAUUCUGUAAAUGUUUGUCAGCAACUUGUUUAUGAACAAACUCCUGAUAUGGCGUUUGAGCCGCACGCAUUAACACGAGCAACUACUAGUUCUGUAACGACAUUUCUUAAGCCAGCCGAAAAUGCAACCGUUAAUAUUUAUGAAAACAUUGAAGGGUAUGGUGAUUUUAAGCCGGAAACUGUAAACCUGCGUUCAAAUUCAAAUUUAGAUUCUGAGUUAGUGGUUUCGGUAGUACAAGAGGUGACAUCGGUACCAUCUUUAGGCAGCCUUGCAACGGUCAAGCCCCAGGAGUUAAAAGCAGUUCCAGUUACAAAAUCAUCCAAAAACCUUGCUUACAGCGAGGAAGGUGAAAGCCCAUAUGUACAGAUUACUGUAGAGGAAGCUAAAUUGGUUAACACUCGGGCAGGCGUAGAAGAAAACAAAAUAUCAGUCACAACAGAACAACCCAACACGUGUAUUGCCGCAUCGAUUCAAAUGCCAACCAUAACAGAAGGAAAAUUAGAAAAUGCUUUACAAACUUCACAAUUUGCAUCAGAGUCGAUCCUUAAAAUUUCACCACAGAUUUCCCCAAAUGCACACUUUGAAACCAGAACACACGAAGAGGCUUAUUCAACGACCACUGAGUCACUAGUAACAACACACGCUUUAAGAGAUGACAUUGAUAGUUCUCGAAAAAAAGUAAUGCAGGAUGUUCAAAAGUAUAAACAUUUUGCGACAAAGAGCUUAGACAAAACGGUAAAAGUGGACACGGAUACAAAUCAAGCCACAGACACAACACACAUAAAACAAAAAACACCAACACAAAUACUAGCAUCCAGCACGAAUCAGAUCACAGAAUCGCCUGAAAUUAUAAAAACUAUUGAAACAAUAUCUGAAGACGGCUCCCCGAAAAAAAAGAUGAUUCGAACUCGUUUGAUAAAAAAGGUUAAGGGUAAUAAACAAGAAGUCACCAAGAUUGAAACAGUCGAGGAGGACGACAAGCAACCCGAAACAACGGUCACUGUUGAAGAACUUCCGUUUGAAGAAGAGAAACCUGAGGAAAUUCGAGAGCUUCCAGAGGAGGUUCGCGUGGUCGAAACCAUAACGGAAGAUGGCAAGCCUAAGAAGAAGAAGAUCCGUACUCGCGUUAUUAAGAAGGUCAAGGGUGACAAGCAAGAAGUCACCAAGAUUGAAACCGUCGAGGAGGACGACAAGCAACCCGAAACAACGGUCACUGUUGAAGAACUUCCGUUCGAUGAAGAGAAACCUGAGGAAAUUCAAGAGCUUCCAGAGGAGGUUCACGUGGUCGAAACUAUAACGGAAGAUGGCAAGCCUAAGAAGAAGAAGAUCCGUACUCGCGUUAUUAAGAAGGUCAAGGGUGACAAGCAAGAAGUCACAAAGAUUGAAACCGUCGAGGAGGACGACAAGCAACCCGAAACAACGGUCACUGUUGAAGAACUUCCGUUUGAAGAAGAGAAACCUGAGGAAAUUCAAGAGCUUCCAGAGGAGGUUCGCGUGGUCGAAACCAUAACGGAAGAUGGCAAGCCUAAGAAGAAGAAGAUCCGUACUCGCGUUAUUAAGAAGGUCAAGGGUGACAAGCAAGAAGUCACUAAGAUUGAAACCGUCGAGGAGGACGACAAGCAACCCGAAACAACGGUCACUGUUGAAGAACUUCCGUUUGAAGAAGAGAAACCUGAGGAAAUUCGAGAGCUUCCAGAGGAGGUUCGCGUGGUCGAAACCAUAACGGAAGAUGGCAAGCCUAAGAAGAAGAAGAUCCGUACUCGCGUUAUUAAGAAGGUCAAGGGUGACAAGCAAGAAGUCACUAAGAUUGAAACCGUCGAGGAGGACGACAAGCAACCCGAAACAACGGUUACUGUUGAAGAACUUCCGUUUGAAGAAGAGAAACCUGAGGAAAUUCGAGAGCUUCCAGAGGAGGUUCGCGUGGUCGAAACCAUAACGGAAGAUGGCAAGCCUAAGAAGAAGAAGAUCCGUACUCGCGUUAUUAAGAAGGUGAAGGGUGACAAACAAGAAGUCGCCAAGAUUGAAACAGUCGAGGAGGACGACAAGCAACCUGAAACAACGGUUACUGUUGAAGAACUUCCGUUUGAAGAAGAGAAACCUCAGGAAAUUCAAGAGCUUCCAGAGGAGGUUCGCGUGGUCGAAACAGUAGCGGAAGAUGGAAAGCCUAAGAAGAAGAAGAUCCGUACUCGCGUUAUUAAGAAGGUCAAGGGUGACAAGCAAGAAGUCACAAAGAUUGAAACCGUCGAGGAGGACGACAAGCAACCCGAAACAACGGUUACUGUUGAAGAACUUCCGUUUGAAGAAGAGAAACCUGAGGAAAUUCAAGAGCUUCCAGAGGAGGUUCGCGUGGUCGAAACCAUAACGGAAGAUGGCAAGCCUAAGAAGAAGAAGAUCCGUACUCGCGUUAUUAAGAAGGUGAAGGGCGUCAAACAAGAAGUCACCAAGAUUGAAACAGUCGAGGAGGACGACAAGCAACCUGAAACAACGGUUACUGUUGAAGAACUUCCGUUUGAAGAAGAGAAACCUCAGGAAAUUCAAGAGCUUCCAGAGGAGGUUCGCGAGGUCGAAACCAUAACGGAAGAUGGCAAGCCUAAGAAGAAGAAGAUCCGUACUCGCGUUAUUAAGAAGGUCAAGGGUGACAAGCAAGAAGUCACAAAGAUUGAAACCGUCGAGGAGGACGACAAGCAACCCGAAACAACGGUUACUGUUGAAGAACUUCCGUUUGAAGAAGAGAAACCUGAGGAAAUUCAAGAGCUUCCAGAGGAGGUUCGCGUGGUCGAAACCAUAACGGAAGAUGGCAAGCCUAAGAAGAAGAAGAUCCGUACUCGCGUUAUUAAGAAGGUCAAGGGUGACAAGCAAGAAGUCACUAAGAUUGAAACCGUCGAGGAGGACGACAAGCAACCCGAAACAACGGUCACUGUUGAAGAACUUCCGUUCGAUGAAGAGAAACCUGAGGAAAUUCAAGAGCUUCCAGAGGAGGUUCACGUGGUCGAAACCAUAACGGAAGAUGGCAAGCCUAAGAAGAAGAAGAUCCGCACUCGCGUUAUCAAGAAGGUCAAGGGUGACAAGCAAGAAGUCACCAAGAUUGAAACCGUCGAGGAGGACGACAAGCAACCUGAAACAACGGUUACUGUUGAAGAACUUCCGUUUGAAGAAGAGAAACCUGAGGAAAUUCAAGAGCUUCCAGAGGAGGUUCGCGUGGUCGAAACCAUAACGGAAGAUGGCAAGCCUAAGAAGAAGAAGAUCCGUACUCGCGUUAUUAAGAAGGUCAAGGGUGACAAGCAAGAAGUCACUAAGAUUGAAACCGUCGAGGAGGACGACAAGCAACCCGAAACAACGGUCACUGUUGAAGAACUUCCGUUCGAUGAAGAGAAACCUGAGGAAAUUCAAGAGCUUCCAGAGGAGGUUCGCGUGGUCGAAACCAUAACGGAAGAUGGCAAGCCUAAGAAGAAGAAGAUCCGCACUCGCGUUAUCAAGAAGGUCAAGGGUGACAAGCAAGAAGUCACCAAGAUUGAAACCGUCGAGGAGGACGACAAGCAACCCGAAACAACGGUUACUGUUGAAGAACUUCCGUUUGAAGAAGAGAAACCUGAGGAAAUUCAAGAGCUUCCAGAGGAGAUUCGCGUGGUCGAAACCAUAACGGAAGAUGGCAAGCCUAAGAAGAAGAAGAUCCGUACUCGCGUUAUUAAGAAGGUCAAGGGUGACAAGCAAGAAGUCACUAAGAUUGAAACCGUCGAGGAGGACGACAAGCAACCCGAAACAACGGUCACCGUGGAGGAGCUUCCGUAUGAAGAAGAGAAACCUGAGGAAAUUCAAGAGCUUCCAGAGGAGGUUCGGGUGGUCGAAACCAUAACGGAAGAUGGCAAGCCUAAGAAGAAGAAGAUCCGUACUCGCGUUAUUAAGAAGGUCAAGGGUGACAAGCAAGAAGUCACUAAGAUUGAAACCGUCGAGGAGGACGACAAGCAACCCGAAACAACGGUCACAGUGGAGGAGCUUCCGUAUGAAGAAGAGAAACCUGAGGAAAUUCAAGAGCUUCCAGAGGAGGUUCGGGUGGUCGAAACCAUAACGGAAGAUGGCAAGCCUAAGAAGAAGAAGAUCCGUACUCGCGUUAUUAAGAAGGUCAAGGGUGACAAGCAAGAAGUCACAAAGAUUGAAACCGUCGAGGAGGACGACAAGCAACCCGAAACAACGGUCACCGUGGAGGAGCUUCCGUAUGAAGAAGAGAAACCUGAGGAAAUUCAAGAGCUUCCAGAGGAGAUUCGUGUGGUCGAAACCAUAACGGAAGAUGGCAAGCCUAAGAAGAAGAAGAUCCGUACUCGCGUUAUUAAGAAGGUCAAGGGUGACAAGCAAGAAGUAACAAAAAUUGAAACCGUCGAGGAGGACGACAAGCAACCUGAAACAACGGUUACGGUUGAAGAACUUCCGUUUGAAGAAGAGAAACCUGAGGAAAUUAAAGAGAUUCCCGAGGAGAUUCGGGUGGUCGAAACCAUAACGGAAGAUGGCAAGCCUAAGAAGAAGAAGAUCCGUACUCGCGUUAUUAAGAAGGUCAAGGGUGACAAGCAAGAAGUCACUAAGAUUGAAACCGUCGAGGAGGACGACGAGCAACCCGAAACAACGGUCACCGUGGAGGAGCUUCCGUAUGAAGAAGAGAAACCUGAGGAAAUUCAAGAGCUUCCAGAGGAGAUUCGUGUGGUCGAAACCAUAACGGAAGAUGGCAAGCCUAAGAAGAAGAAGAUCCGUACUCGCGUUAUUAAGAAGGUCAAGGGUGACAAGCAAGAAGUAACAAAAAUUGAAACCGUCGAGGAGGACGACAAGCAACCUGAAACAACGGUUACUGUUGAAGAACUUCCGUUUGAAGAAGAGAAAGCUGAGGAAAUUCAAGAGCUUCCAGAGGAGAUUCGCGUGGUCGAAACCAUAACGGAAGAUGGCAAGCCUAAGAAGAAGAAGAUCCGUACUCGCGUUAUUAAGAAGGUCAAGGGUGACAAGCAAGAAGUCACUAAGAUUGAAACCGUCGAGGAGGACAACAAGCAACCCGAAACAACGGUCACCGUGGAGGAGCUUCCGUAUGAAGAAGAGAAACCUGAGGAAAUUCAAGAGCUUCCAGAGGAGAUUCGUGUGGUCGAAACCAUAACGGAAGAUGGCAAGCCUAAGAAGAAGAAGAUCCGUACGCGCGUUAUUAAGAAGGUCAAGGGUGACAAGCAAGAAGUAACAAAAAUUGAAACCGUCGAGGAGGACGACAAGCAACCUGAAACAACGGUUACUGUUGAAGAACUUCCGUUUGAAGAAGAGAAACCUGAGGAAAUUCAAGAGCUUCCAGAGGAGGUUCGGGUGGUCGAAACCAUAACGGAAGAUGGCAAGCCUAAGAAGAAGAAGAUCCGUACUCGCGUUAUUAAGAAGGUCAAGGGUGACAAGCAAGAAGUCACUAAGAUUGAAACCGUCGAGGAGGACGACAAGCAACCCGAAACAACGGUCACCGUGGAGGAGCUUCCGUAUGAAGAAGAGAAACCUGAGGAAAUUCAAGAGCUUCCAGAGGAGAUUCGUGUGGUCGAAACCAUAACGGAAGAUGGCAAGCCUAAGAAGAAGAAGAUCCGUACUCGCGUUAUUAAGAAGGUCAAGGGUGACAAGCAAGAAGUAACAAAAAUUGAAACCGUCGAGGAGGACGACAAGCAACCCGAAACAACGGUCACCGUGGAGGAGCUUCCGUAUGAAGAAGAGAAACCUGAGGAAAUUCAAGAGCUUCCAGAGGAGGUUCGGGUGGUCGAAACCAUAACGGAAGAUGGCAAGCCUAAGAAGAAGAAGAUCCGUACUCGCGUUAUUAAGAAGGUCAAGGGUGACAAGCAAGAAGUCACUAAGAUUGAAACCGUCGAGGAGGACGACAAGCAACCCGAAACAACGGUCACCGUGGAGGAGCUUCCGUAUGAAGAAGAGAAACCUGAGGAAAUUCAAGAGCUUCCAGAGGAGAUUCGUGUGGUCGAAACCAUAACGGAAGAUGGCAAGCCUAAGAAGAAGAAGAUCCGUACGCGCGUUAUUAAGAAGGUCAAGGGUGACAAGCAAGAAGUAACAAAAAUUGAAACCGUCGAGGAGGACGACAAGCAACCUAAAACAACGGUUACUGUUGAAGAACUUCCGUUUGAAGAAGAGAAACCUGAGGAAAUUCAAGAGCUUCCAGAGGAGGUUCGCGUGGUCGAAACCAUAACAGAAGAUGGCAAGCCUAAGAAGAAGAAGAUCCGUUCUCGCGUUAUUAAGAAGGUCAAGGGUGACAAGCAAGAAGUAACAAAAAUUGAAACCGUAGAGGAGGACGACAAGCAACCCGAAACAACGGUCACCGUGGAGGAGCUUCCGUAUGAAGAAGAGAAACCUGAGGAAAUUCAAGAGCUUCCAGAGGAGGUUCGGGUGGUCGAAACCAUAACGGAAGAUGGCAAGCCUAAGAAGAAGAAGAUCCGUACUCGCGUUAUUAAGAAGGUCAAGGGUGACAAGCAAGAAGUCACUAAGAUUGAAACCGUCGAGGAGGACGACAAGCAACCCGAAACAACGGUCACCGUGGAGGAGCUUCCGUAUGAAGAAGAGAAACCUGAGGAAAUUCAAGAGCUUCCAGAGGAGGUUCGGGUGGUCGAAACCAUAACGGAAGAUGGCAAGCCUAAGAAGAAGAAGAUCCGUACUCGCGUUAUUAAGAAGGUCAAGGGUGACAAGCAAGAAGUCACCAAGAUUGAAACCGUCGAGGAGGACGACAAGCAACCCGAAACAACGGUUACUGUUGAAGAACUUCCGUUUGAAGAAGAGAAACCUGAGGAAAUUCAAGAGCUUCCAGAGGAGGUUCGCGUGGUCGAAACCAUAACAGAAGAUGGCAAGCCUAAGAAGAAGAAGAUCCGUUCUCGCGUUAUUAAGAAGGUCAAGGGUGACAAGCAAGAAGUAACAAAAAUUGAAACCGUAGAGGAGGACGACAAGCAACCCGAAACAACGGUCACCGUGGAGGAGCUUCCGUAUGAAGAAGAGAUACCUGAGGAAAUUCAAGAGCUUCCAGAGGACGUUCGCGUGGUCGAAACCAUAACGGAAGAUGGCAAGCCUAAGAAGAAGAAGAUCCGGACUCGCGUUAUUAAUAAGGUCAAGGGUGACAAGCAAGAGGUCACCACAAUUGAAACCGUCGAGGAAGACGACAAGAAAGCAGAAACAACGGUAACAGUCGAAGAAACUGAAUUAAGUGCUCCCAGUGUAGGCAAAGUUCAACUUAAAAAAAGGGUUAUCGUUCAAAAACCCGAAGACGCUGUAACGGUAUUUGAAUUGCCUGAGCGGAAAUCAGUUAUACUUUCAGAAAAAGAAGAUGGAACUCCAACCAAAACUGUUAUUAAAACAAGAAUCAUUAAAAAAAUUCAAGGUCCGAACAUGGAGGUGACAAAAGUUCAAACCGUUGAGGAGUAUGAGAAAACACCACAAACUACAGUAUCAGUAGAGAAGUUUAAUAUCCCAUUCCCAGAGCUUCCCGAAGAAAGGCUAUCUGAAGUAGUUGUGUUACCUGAUGAAGUUAUUGAGUCUGAGGCUGUUGAUGAUGAAGGCCGUUUACAAAAGAUCAAAACCAAGAAGCGUAUCAUGAAAAAACCUGCACUUGAUAACACUGAAGAAGUAACUGAAAUAGGAAUUAUUGAGCAAGACAAUGCGGAGCCUAUAUAUUCUGUUAAAAUACAAGAAAGACCCUUAACGGAAUCGAAGCCAGAGGACAGUAAAUUAAUCGAGCUUCCCGAACAUGUGACAGAACUAAAAGUUAUUUUGCCCGAUGGAAAAAAAAAGAGAAAGACCGUUAAAUCCCGAGCUUUCAAAAAGAGCCUAGACGAUGAUCUUGACGAAGUUACAACUAUCCAUAUAAUAGAGGAGGAAGAUAAGGAACCACUAACUACAGUAAACAUAGAAGUUGUGCCUUCUGAUGAGAUAUCAAUUACACCCAUACCAAUAGAAGAAUUACCCGAGGAAACCGUAUUUACCGAAGAAUUAGACGAAAAUAAGAAGCCGAAAAAGAAAACUACCAAAACACGAACAUUUAAGAAGCGAGGUCCAGACGACGAUGAAUAUUUCCAAAUUCAAACAAUUGACGAAGAGGGCAAGGAGCCCAUCUCGCUUAUUCGAGUUGUUAGCGAUGAAAAUAUUGCUGAUAUUAUUGAUAUUAGUAAACUUGAUGAUGAAAAGGUUUUAAAACACAAACAAAAGCCACACAAGCAUAAGGUGGAUAAACCAAAGGCCGAUAACACAGAAACGGAACACCCAGUUUACAUUACGACAUUUAAGUCUGUACAAAACGAAGAUGGAGAAACAACCAUACAAACUGAAAACAAGCGAAUUUCUCAGGAGGAAGGCAUCGUUGUUGAGGAAGUCCUCAGCGAUACAGAACUCAUUCCAGAAGACAAAACACAAUUACACCUCGAAAUAACCGAAGUCAGCGAACCAACAGACCAAUACUACAAAGAGUACACUAUCACUGAACCUGAAGAGGCAAGUGCAGACGCCUUACAAAAACCAACUAAAGACAAAACACCAAAACAGAAAAAGACACUAGAAACUCCAAUUGAGGAAGCUGACGAGACUGUUAUUGUUCAUGAGGGUACAGGGGAACAAACUGACAAGAUAGCUAUGAAACGAAAACCAAAAAAGGUUCAGGGUAACGUUCAGGUAGAUGCUGUCGAUGAAAAACCAAUUGAAAAGAAGGAAAAGGCAAAGAAAAAGAAAGUGGUUAAGACAAAACGGGAUGAAAUGGAUGACUACAUACAAUUUCUCAUACACCAAGAAAUCCCAAAGACUGUUCUACAACCGUACCAACGCACCGAAAUGGAACUUCCACAGAGGGCACGUCGUGACUCUUCUUUUAAGCAACCACUCAAGCUUACUCCAAUGAAAAUUGAGAAAGUUGAGUUCAAAAAGCCCAAAAUGGUUGAAAUCAGUUCGGUGGUAGAGUUCCCACAAAUGCUUAAACUUAAAGCCCCUAAACAACGUCCUCAGGAAGAGAAAAAGACGAAGAAUGAAGCUUCAUUUAAAAACAAAAAGUUGAAGAGCUGGAUAAGAUUUGUACCGUAUGCACCGUACUGUUUCCCGUAUGUAGUUACCGAAUUAGAAACUAAUCGCGAAGUAGGGGAACUUUCACGAAAUGUUGAGGAAGCGGAAGAGAUAUUGAAAUUGCGCCCAAGGAAAUUUAGGCAUCCGAAGCCCGAAAAGGCUGAGCUUGAAGAAGCCGAUCUAGGUACAUAUGAAUCUGAUCAUUCCGAAAAAUUGAACAAGGAGCUAUUACACCCGAAAUACAAACGAGCCAAAAAGCAAAAGAGCGAAACUCCGGAUGAAUCAAGGAAACUUAAGUUUGGAAAGGGCAAAGUUCCACAAAAUGAGGAAGCUUCUGAGGAAGUCAAUUUGAAGCCAGUAAAGCUUGAUAACGCAGAGAUUGAAGACGGUGAAAAGCCAGUAAAGACACAGGAAGAGGAAGUUGUCAAGAAGAAGAAGUCCAAAAAGAGUUCCAAGCCUCAGGAAGGACUUCAAUUUGAGCCCAUUGAAUUUGAAGAGAUGGAAAGAACCUCUGAUAUCCGAGAAGAAUCCGACACAUCUGUGUCUGUAGAUACUUCCACGCAGGAGAAGCCUAUAUAUAAAAAGAAAAAGAAGGUGACACCUAGUCCACAGAAAAACCAGUACGAAAUAUUACCGGGGCAACCUAGGGAAUUUGAAGAAACCCCAGAAGAUAACCUUAAUCUGCGCAAACGCCAAGGUGAAAGGCCUGAUGACAAUAUGGCAGAUACCAAACUAAAACCAUUUUAUAAGUUCGAAGUGCUUGAUCUGGAACCCGAAGGCGCCCAAACUGAAACAGUACCUUUAAGUGAAACAAUAGCAAAGGAACCCAAGAAAAAGCGAAAGAUUAAGGUUAAGACGGAACAAGAAGAUAACACAAUUGAAAUCGUACCACUUUCUCCUGUGGAUAACGAUGAACAAAUCUUUGAAAUUACAGUCACAAGCUCAGAAAUUCUUCAAGAUGACGCAAAAGCGAACACAAUUUCUAAGAAAAAGGUAAAGCGAAUGAAUAAGCAGGAAUUGGAUGAUUUUGUCACACAGUUACAGGAGGAACCAAAUCAGGAGGUCUAUGAGACUACCAUGUCAGAUUUCUAUGAGGUAAAACUGACCGAAUUGCCGUCAGAGAUGGACAAUGAUAAGCCUAAAAAGCGUAUUUUAAGACAUGAAAAGGGCGACGAAGUCCAGGUUCUGGAAAUUGUCGAAGGCGUGGUGGCCCCCGGUGUAGAACCUUUCUAUGAAAUAACUGUAAUAUCUAGUGAAAAUACCGAAGGAGACAGCGAAGAAAUAACAACUGAUAAGAUAAAAAAGAAAUCCAGAAAAAUGAAAAAGAAUGAGCUCGAUGCAUAUAUACAGCAGCUGAUCAAUGCCGAAAUACCAGUAACAGAACUAGAAAAAUAUGAAAAAAUCGAUGUAGAUGGUAAAGCAAAAAAACCGAAAAAGCUAAAGGCGAAGCCCGAGAAACCAAUAAUUGAUGAAGGCGAAACUCUUCAAGUUGGAGUCACAGAGCAUGAGCCAACCAAAAAAAUAAAAACCAAAAAACCGGUGGAAAAGAAAUCUGUAAUAGAAAAAGAAAUGUAUGAACACGAAGCAGUUCCAGAAUACGAUGAGUACCUCAUCAACAAGACUGAGUCGGAACGUCCUCAAGAAAAAAUCAUUGAAGAAACGGAAAAAGAUAUCGUGCCGGUAGUGGAUAAGGUCUUGGCAGAUUUAAGUGAUUGCCUACCUUUUGUGGUAGUUGAAGAAGACUACAAGAAUAUGCCAUUGGCCAAUGAUGUAAUCGCCUUAGAAGAUGAGAAAAUAAUAAGGAAACGAAAGGUCAGAGCUAAAAAGGACUCGAAACAGUACGAAAUAGAAAUAAUUGAAACCGAGAAACCUGGAGACCUGCCUGAUGAAGCAAGGGUCAUAGUUAUAACCACAGAAGUUUCUGGUGAUACAAUCGACGGACCUGCUCCUUCUACUAUUGAAGCACCGAAAAAAUCUGUCAGAAAGGUGAAGAAAGAAAAACUAAAGGAGUUCAUUGUCAAUGUAGUUGAGGAAGCUCCAUUAGAUCACUUCUCUGAUAUAUAUGAAGAUGUUCGAAGACCUCCUGUCAGAGAAAGCUCGGAGAAAGAGGAUAUCGGUUCAUUUACAACUACGGUGGUUGAGGACGAAAUAGUAGAGCCUGUUCUAUCCGAAAAAAUAAAAUCCGUGGACGAUGUUCUCGUUCCAAAAGAUAAGAAAAAGAAAACUGAUAAUCAGAAAAAGAUAAAAAUAUCUGAAUUUGAACCUACUCCAACCUCAGAAGACUCAACUAUCGAGGAAUAUUCUUCAAAGCUUUCAGAACAUGAUGAAAAUCUCCAAGCCGAUGAAUAUUUGGUAGACGUGAAAGAUAGUUUGCCAAAAUCCAAAAAGAAAUCUACAAAGAAGCAAAAGGAGGAAUCUCUCCCUGGCCCUAUAUCGCUUUAUACCAUUCGUAUUGAGGAGUCAACACCGGAACCUAUCACUGAAAAAAUAUAUGAAGACGGGAAGGAAAUUGUACGCGUCACUAACAAGAGAAAAAUCAAAAAGAAAGCGGGGCCGAGGGAAUACUUAAUCGAAGUUACUGAAACAUAUGAAGAUAACAAUCCAGAAGCAGAUAUUGUCAUUCGAACCAUUGAGACAACACCAUCCAUUGAUUCGAAGCCUCAGGAGGACCACAAGAUACAAAUCGUACAGGAAAAGAAGCCGAAGACCGAAAGCUUGGACAAUUAUAUUCAAAAACUGAUAGAUCAAGAAAUUCCUCAGCUAGAUCAUAAAGAAUUUAAGGCUACUGUACUAGAGACCUCUCCAGAGUCUAAAAAGGCAAGGAAAAUCAAGAAACAUCACAAAAAAACUACCGAGGUUGUCGACGGCAUUCCGAUUACUGUAAUUGAGGUAACAAUACAAGAGAGCGAGCCUGAUGAAGAUGACUUUAAGCCAGAUGCAUUCACUCUAGAGGAAAUUGAUAAUGAGAAUGCAGAGGAUGCUCCCAAAGAUCUUAAAAUGAAGGUCUCAGAAGAGAAGCCUAAAUCAAAGAAAGAAAAAUCGUUAAAGUUUAAAACCGCUGAAGAAGACAAACCUCAACCGGUAAUUGAAGAUAUAUCGGAGGAUGUGCAGGUUGUACAAAUAAUUGAAGAAGACGGCACACCAAAACAAGUGGAAAUUAAGAAAAAGAAGGUAUCCUGCAAACAUGGUCCUAAGAAACAAGUCUUUGAAAUCAUCGAAACAAAAGCUAUUGAUGAACCUUUGGCUGAAGUUACUGUUGUGGAGAUUACAGAAGAAAAGCCUGAAGAAGAAGUCUUAGUAGCUCAAGAAAAGAAAUCUAUUAAAAAACAAAAGAAACUAAAGCCCGAAGAUGUCAAUACUUAUGUAAUUAAAGUCCUUGAAGAGUUAACUGAAGCCACUAAAUUCGAAACACUUCCGGGAGAUGCAAAUGACAGGCCACAACCAGUAAUUGAAGAUAUAUCGGAGGAUGUGCAAGUUGUACAAAUAAUUGAACAAGACGGCACACCGAAACAGGUGGAAAUUAAGAAAAAGAAGGUUUCCCGCAAGCAUGGUCCGAAGGAACAAAUCUUUGAGAUCAUCGAAACAAGACCUAGUGAUGAACCGUUAGCUGAAGUAACAAUUGUAGAACUAACAGAAGAAGGCUUAAAGAAAGACAUUGUUAUACCUCAAGAGACGAAAACAGUAAAGAAACCAAAAAAAUUGAAGCCUGAAGAUAUCCAAAGUUAUGUCAUUAAUGUGCUGGAAGAGUUUAAUGAGCCUCAAUGGCCUGAGAAUACCGAAAAACCAAUUAUUGAGGACCUUGCUGAAUCCAUUGAAAUUGUACCAGUUACUGAAGAAGAUGGCAUAACCAAGGAAGUUGAGGUUAAGAAGAAAAAGGUUUCUCGCAAACAAGGUACGAAAGAACAAGUAUUCGAAAUCAUCGAGACAAAAACUAGUGAUGAACCUUUGGCUGAAGUUACAAUCCUCGAGCUCAGUGGUGACAAGUCUCAAGAAGACAUUAUUCUUCCUAAGGAGAAGAAACCAAUCAAGAAAACAAUUAAAUUGAAGCCUGAAGACGUCGAAAGCUAUGUCGUUAAUGUUUUAGAAGAGUUUUGUGAGCCACAAAGCUUUGAGAGUCCUAAGCCUACUGAUGGAGAGGCACUUGAAACUAGAACAAAAACGAAGACGCCCAAGAAGCCGAUUGUGAAGGCACCAGAAAAUGUUAUCCUUAUAGAAGAAAUGGCUCCUGAAACGGUCAUAGAAAAUAUUGUAAACGAAAUGGGAGAGGAAGUGAAACAAGUUAAGACAACGAAGAAACUUAAGAAAAAGGAAGGCCCUAAAGAGUAUAUAAUUGAAAUAAAAGAAACUUAUGAAGAAAACAAGCCAGAAGGCGACAUUGAAAUAACUACUACGGAAAUGGUUCCUGAGGGAUCUCCUGAUGCCUCUGACGAUCAACCAGUCAUAGUUCUCCAGAAAGUGAAAAAGAAGAAGCCUGUUAAGGACGAUCUAGACAAAUACAUACAACAGUUAAUCGAACAGGAAAUCACAAAAACUCCUCUAGAAGAAUAUGAACCAACUGAAAUGGAAUCAAAGAAGAAGCCCAAGAAGAAGGUCAAGUCUCACCACAAAAAAACCAUUGAAGUUAUUGAUGGGCUGCCAGUAACCAUUCACGAGUUCAAUGUUGAGGACAUAGUUCCAGAACCUGAGGAUAUGGAAAAACCAAAAACUUUGUUAGACGAAAUCAAGGAAAUACCACAACUGCCAGACGAUUCGUCCGAGUACCUUGUUAACAUUUCUGAUGAAUUUGGUGAAGCUGAUAAGCCAAUGAAACAGCCUACUGAGGAUCAACCUAUUAAAAAAGAAAAGCCAUUAAAAAAGAAAAAGGACAUUGAGAAUCCUGUUCCAUUGGAAGCAUAUGAUCACACUGUUGAAGUCGUUGCUGAACCUACGCUGGAUGGAACACUUAAAGAAGUAACUGUCAAGAAACGAAAAGUAUCGCGGAGAAAGGGGUCUAAAGAUCACAUCUUUGAAAUUACGGAAACAACAAGUGAGGAUCAGCCCACGGCUGAGGUUACAGUUGUUGAGUUGUCAAGCGACGAGAUCUUAGAUUCUGAAGAAAAGCCGAAGUAUGAAAGAAAGAUUGUUAAAAAGCCAAAACAGUUAAAGAAGAAUGACGUUGAAGAAUAUAUAAUUAAUAUUAUCGAAGAAUUUAUACAGCCGAUUCCAGUUGGCCUAGUUGAAGGUGAAGUAGAAAAGGUCCAGAAGGAAAAAACUAAAAAACCUAAGAAAUCUCCAACAACGUACAUAGCCACUGAACAAGAAGACAACAAUAGCAAUUACGAUGCGUUGGUUAAGGAAGACUUAGACCAACCGAUUGAGUGCGCUUUAGAGAAGCCUUCAAACCCGCUUGAAUAUACCAUCAGUGUAGAAGAAGAAAGCGUCGGUGAAGAACAAAAACAACCAAAGCCCAAGAAGAUAAGCAAGCCCAAGUCCAUCAAGCAGCCGUCUGUGGAUAAAAGCCCAGACUAUCUUGUAAGGGUGCUAUCUUCAGAAAGCAUAAUAGGUGAACCAAUCCCUGAAGAUAAUGCCGUAACCGAAGCUGCAGAAGAUAAACCCUCUGAAGAACCAAUUUUCCAGGUAGAAGAACUCGAAACCGAAGCAGUGGAAAAAGAAGUUACCGACGAUAAAGGAGAAACGACGAAGCAAAGUGUAAUCAAAAGAAAAAUCAAAAAACAAGUUGGCCCCAAGGAAGAAAUUAUUGAAAUUGUAGAAAUUAAGACAGGUGACACUCCAGAGUAUGAAGUCAUUGUAACUACUGAAGAGGUUCAAGAGAAGACCAAGGAAGCUCCAGAGGAGAAAAAAGCGAAAACAGUCCGCAAAGCGAAAAAGAUUCCAAAAGACGAUCUUCAGGAUUAUAUUCAGAAGCUUAUUGAGCAAGAUAUUCCAAAAACUGAACUGGAAAAAUAUGAAAAAAUAGACUUGGACGAGCCCAUAAAAAUAAAAAGAAAGCCUAUCAAAAAGGUCAAGCCAUCUAAGGAGCAACCAAAAGAAGAAACUGAAGAGCCAAUGGAGGAUAAGCCCGUUGUGAAGAUUUCGGAGUUGGAAGUUUCUGAAGUUGGAAGUGACGAACCAAAGCUAACGGUUGCUGUUAAGGAAUUUAUUCCAGAAAAACCAGAAGAAAAGCCAUUCGAAAUAGUAGUACUUGAAGAAACGGUAGAAAGCUAUCAGGAGCCAGAUGAAGAAGGAAAAGUAAAAGAAAAGGUGGUUAGGACUAAAAAGAUAAAGCAGAAUAGAGGCUCUGUAGAAGUAGUUCAUGACAUAGUCGAGGAAAUCGAUACGGAUACAAACGAAUCUGUAAUAACAGUCACGACCACCGUUCCCACGGAGACACCUGAUCAGGACCAACCGUCAGUUAAACAAAAACGUACAAAGAAAAUUAAGAAAGACGAAGUUGAAGACUUUGUCAAACGAGUUAUUGAGGAGGAGGCACCACAGACGGAAGAGCCCGUGGACCUAGUGGUUAUCGAGGAUGUCGUUCCCAAACCAAGUUCUGAGAAGAGGAAAAAGAAGCCAAUAAAAGAUAAGCACACUUCCGUUGAGGAAGAAACGCCACACGAGGAUGAAGUUCUCUUAAUUGAGUCCGUUCCGGAGGACUCUCCCGUUAGUGAUGAUCUUAUAACUGUGGUAGAAUCAGUACCAAUCGAAGAAGAACCAGAAAAAAUAGUUAAUCAAAUUGAAGAUACUAAGAAACCCGAGAAGAAAAAGAAACCAAUAUCUUCAGCUAAAAUUCUAGCGGAAAAGGUGUUAGAAGACACUGUUGAAAAGCCUUUGGAGGCUUUACAAGAGGAUUCUGAGCUGGAAAACCCAGAUGUUCAGGAAUUCUGUGUUUCUAUUAAGGAAGAAGAGAAAAAGCAUACUCAUCCUGAAAAGAAGAAGUCUUCUAAAAUAACUGCCGAACAACCAAAUCAGCCUUCUACGGAGCAAUACGAAAUAUCAGUAACGCAACAAGAGCUGAAGCCUGAAGAAGAAAAGCCGUUUACAGUUCAGGUAAUACAAAGCGAAACAAACGUAGAAGAAACCAAAGAUGACACCGGAAAAGUACAUAAGCAAGUUACUACAAAACGAAUGUUGCGACGACCUGCUGGCGAAGGUGAAAUAGAGAUUAUUGAAGUUGUUAGAGAUGAUCAGCCUGAGGCAGAAAUAACUAUUGUGGAGUAUGAGCCAGAACCAUUGAACCAAGAUGAAAAACCCAAAGAACCUAAGAAGAAAACCAGAAAGGUUAAAAAGGAUGAUAUACAUGACUACAUACAAAAGUUAAUUGACUUGGAAACACCAAAGUCGGAGCUUGAAAAGUAUGAGAAAAUCGAAUUCGAACCAAUAGUCAAGGAUAAGCCAGUCGAUAGUCCGAUCGACGUUUUGGACGAAUCGCCCAAAGAAGUGCCGAAAAAAGAUAAAAAGUCAAGGCCUACAAAAGUUCCGAAUGAGGAAACUUCUGUUCAGAAUCAAUAUGCAAAGGUCAAAGUUGUCGAGGAAGAAGCUCCCGAGCAACCAGAAAUACCAGUCCAAAUUCUAGAAGUUAAGCCCGUAGAGGUAGAUGUUAAAGAGGUUAUAACUGAAGAUGGCAAGCCGGUUCAUGAAAAGACUACCAAGCGAGUUUUAAAGAAGAUGGGGCCCGAGGAACAAACAACUUUCAAGAUUACAACAAUUGAAAGCGAGGACAACGAUUCGGUUACAGUUAUUGUUGACGAAGAACCAGAAAUAGCUUCCCCACAGUCUAUCAAAGAACAUCUCGAACAGCCUGAGGAAAAGCUAGCGCCAAAGCCCAAGAAAACGGUAAGAAAGGUUAAAAAGGACGAUUUACACGAAUACGUAAAGAAACUAAUUGAAGAAGAAAUUCCAAAGGUUGACCUCGAAAAAUAUGAAAAGGUAGAAAUGCCAGAAAAACCAGAUAAACUUGCUGUUUCUGAUUCCAUUCCGGAAGAAUCAAAACCUCAGAAAACCCAACCAAUAUCAGUACUACCCGACACACCGAAACCUAAGAAAACGAAGACUCCCAAGACUCCAAAGACAGAAGACACAGACCAGCAAGUACCGGACGAACCGACAGAGACCACUGUAGACACUACUGACAUACCAGAGCUUACACCAACCCAAACUCCACAGCCCGAGGACACAGCCACUGCACAAAUUACACCAAGCGCAAAAGAAGAUACAUCUACUCAAGAUGACACUAAAGAUACAAUUCAGAAAACAGUUAAACAUAAGAAAACAAAACCAGACACACAAAAAAGCGUUGAAACAAGUGAACUACCAGAGGUUCAUAAAGACUAUCAAAUUAGCAUCAUCCACGAAGAGCUUGUCGAGGAAGACCAGCCCGAAAAGAUUUUGGAGGUUAGAGUUAUCGAUGAAGUCGCCGAGGCGGAAGAAUCACAGCCCAUUGUGGAAGAGGUCGUAGAGGAGGAACCGCAGCCAGCUACAGAAGAAACUGUAGAGGACGUCACAAAACCCAAGUCUAAAAAGAAGAAGGUGGUUAAAAAGAAGACCGAUGACCAUGACGAACUCAUCAAAAAGAUGCUGGAGCAGGAAAUUGAGAAGACGGAACUGGAGAAAUACGAAAAAAUUGAAUUUGAUGUUCCCAAGAAACUCAAACCAGAAUUCACUGCUCUGGAACCAAUAAAAAUAGAGCGCAAAGAACAGAAGCCAACAAAGGUGACUAUUCUCGAUGCCACUGAUGUUCCUAAAACCGUGAAGCUAAAACCAAGUAAACGUAAGGAGAAACCUGCCGAGGAACUGACCGUUCAACUUCCAAAGUUCAGACUUAAGGCCCGUAUGGUCUUGGUUGAAUACCCUCCGGCUCCCCUAAUUCCUAAAACUACUGAUAUUGGUGCCAUUAAGGACAAUGGAGAACUGUCUCGUAACAUAGAAGAGGCUGAGGAAGUUCUAAAGUUCAAACCGCAUAAGACUAAGAAAAUUAAAAAGAUCAAGGAUGAUUUAGAAAAGGUCGAGCUCGAAAAGUACGAAAAAUACAUUAGUAGCGAGGAAGAACCAGAGGAAAAGACUCCAUAUAAGAAACCAGAAAAGGCACCAAAACCAGAGGAAAAACCAGAGGACGUGAAACUUAAGCUGGGCAAGGGUAAGAAAAAGCCAAAGGAGGAAGAAGCGCCCGAAAAUGUUACUCUCAAAAACAUUCCGCAAAAGCCACAAGAAGUUGAAGAGGAAGUUGAACUUAAACACAAACCAAAGGAGGUUGAUAUGGUUGAAGAACAAACAAUGAAACCCAAGGAAGUAGAGUUCGUUGUGCCGCCAUUUGAACCAUCUGAGUUUGAUCGUCCUGAAUAUGUACCCGAUGAACUUGAGCAGAUCGAACAUCCAGAGAUGCCCGAGAAAGUUAAGAAGCCGUCUAAGACUAAGUACAAGCCUAAAGAUAAAUCUAAGCCAGAGCCGGAAACCAUUGUAUCGGAGAUUGUUGCCGGAGUUCCAAAGGAAGAAGAGGCAAUUCCCGAACAGGAUGUUAAGUUCCGUAAGCCCGAGAGAGAUGCUCCAGAAGAGACCGAUUCUGAAAUUAAGCUACGGCCUAUACCUCAGGCUUCUAAGGAUGAAAAACCUGACGAACAAGCGCUAGUAAAGCCUAAGGCAGAGGAGCCCAUUCCCCAAGAAAUCGAAGAUAAGGCCAUUGAUGACGAAAAGAAAGCGAAGAAAUCUAAGCCCAAAAAGGUGCAGCCGAAGGAGGAAGAGAUUACUAAGGAAGAGCCCCAAGAAUUUGACGUAUCGGUGAAAGAGGAAGAAGCUCUAGUGGAUAAACCCGUUGAAAUCGAAAAACCAAAAGAUGUUAAGGUGAAAGAGAAGAAACCCAAGGAAGCUCCUGUGUCCGAAGUAGUAGUUCUUGAAGAAGAGCCAAAACCAGAAGAAGUACCCGAGGAAAUACCUGUGGAGUACAAGAUAACAACUACAGUCUUGGAACCAGAGGAUGCACCAAAGGAACAUCAAGUCAAAGUCAUCGAUUUUGACGAGCGUCAAGAAACUACGGAGGAGGUAAUUGAAGAAAAGGUCGUGACGCGCAAGAAGAAACUAAAACCGCAGCAACCUGAAGAGUUCGAGGUCACCUUAAAGGAGCCAAAAGAAGAACAAAUACACCCGGAUGUAGUUUCAGCUGAAAUCUCGUUGCCAAUUGAGGAGCUCGAACGGAAGCCAGAACAGUAUGAGGUGGAACUUAAAAUAACUCAAACUACACCAGAAGAGCCCAAUGAUGUGGAAAUCGCAGUCAAGGAAAAGGUCAAGACCAAGCCUGUUAAGGCAGAAGAAGAGGAGCAACCAGUUGAGGAAACAAUCGUGGAGGUUGAAAAGCAGGAAGAAAAGAAGAAGUCAAAGAAACCAAAAUCCUACGAGUUUAAAAUAUCUGAAACGCAAUCUUUUGAAGAAACGCCAAUAGAAGUGGCUGAAGAAGCUCCUGAGGAAAAACCAAAGGUUGUAGAGAAAAAGGUUGCCGAGAAAUUCGAUUCCUACGAAUUCACUCUAAAAGAAACUGAUGAAGAAAAGGUAAUCACAGUUGACGACCAGCCCGAGGAUGAAGCCCCUGUAGAGGUUGUAUUCAAGAAAAAACCCAAGGAACCUGAAGCAGUUGAGGCCGAGUUUGUAAUGACUGAACCGAAGAUCGUGGAAGAAACGACCGUGGAAACUGCAAUCAAACAGAAAAAGACGAAAAAACCGAAGAAAAACGAAGAGGAAGCUCAAUUAGCAAUUAAGGUUGUCGAAAGUGAAGCCCCGGUUGCCGAAGAAGUGUUCAAUGAAGCUCCUGAGAGUGUGAUUGUAGAAGAGGAAGUUAUUGCAGAAGAAAAGCCUAAAGAGUUCAGAAUUCGCGUUUCUGAAACAGAACGCAAGCCCGAGGAGCCAAGUGUCGAGCAGUUCACAGUUAAAAAACGCAAGCCUUCUGUUACUUUCGCCGACGAACCUGCCACUGAAAUCGUUAUUAAGGAAAGCAAGCCCGCUGAAGUUGUCACUGAAGACGCUCAUAUUAAGACCAAGAAGCCAAAGAAGAAGGUAACGGAAGUGGAAGCUGAGGAGCUAAAGAUUAAGAUCACUGAGGAAGUUCCACAGGAAAUUCCCAUAGUGGAUGAGGUCUCGGAGGAAGAGGUGAUCACUGAAACCGAGAAGACAGCCCCUGUUGUUGAAGAGAAGACAUACAAAAUUGGCAUCAAGGAAACGGAGCCGGAAAAACCUGCCGAGGUAAUUGUCGAGGAGGAGCCGGUGGUAACAGAGCCAAUUGAGGAAGCACCGAAACCAGAAGUCUUUGAGGAACACAAGGUUAGAGUCAUUGAGGAAACACCUCGGGAAUUGGUUGAGGAAGUCAUUGAGGAGGAGGUGAAGGUAAUUCGCAGAAAGAAGCCUAAGCCAGAAAUUAAAGAAGAACCCGAGGCGGAAGUUACUGUAUCUACUCCAAAGCCUGUCGAAGAAGUGGAAGCUAUGGCCAGUAUUGCUGUAAUUCCAGAACAACCGACUGAGGAGGAUGUCGCUGAUCUCAAGAUAACAAUCAUUGAAGAAGAAACACCACCACAAGAACUAGUUCAGGAAAUUGAAGAAAUUGAAAUCGUUGAGGAACCAAAGGCCCCUGAAGAACAACCAACGGAUUUCACCUUCGUCACAGAGGAUUCCGAAAAGAAGCCGACUGUGGAAGAGCUGCCCGAGGAACAGGUUACGAUUCAAAAGAAGAAAAAGAAGGCGCCAGUACCAGAGGUAGUUGAAGAACCCGAAGCUGAGUUCGUGGUUAAACCAAAGACGCCUGUCCAAGAAGUUACUGAAGAAGCUAAGAUAACGAAGAAGACCAAGAAACCUGUAAAGGAUGAAGAGGCCGCGGCAGAGCUUAAAGUAACUAUCACUGAAGAAAUUCCCACUGAACCAGAAGUUCAAGAAAUUAUCGAGGAAAUCGAAGAGAUCGCGGAAGAAAAACCGGCAGAGUAUUUGAUCGAAGUUAAGGAAAGCCAACCAGAAGCUGUAGAAGAAAAGGAAGUUAGCUUACCGAAAAAGAAACUAAAGGCUCCAAUAGUUGAAGAGCCAGAAGCUGAAGUAACUUUGAAACCAAAGACAAAGGCGGAGGAAGUUCAGGAAGAAGCAAAGAUAGUAAAGAAAAAGCCAAAGAAAACCGUCGAAGUUGCAGUAGCCGACGAACUCACGGUCAAGGUUGAAGAAGAGGUUGUCCCAGAGCCGAUUGUAGAAGAAGAAGUGAUAGAAGAAAUCCAAAUUAAAAAGAAACCAAAAGAACCGGAGCCAGAGGACAGUGUCGAUACUGCGGUUGUGAAACUAAAAAAAUCUGAGCCAGUAGAUGCUGAUGAUGUUGUGGCUGACGUUACCCUUAAGCCAAAGGCCAAAAAGGAGGUUACUGAGGAAGAAUUUUCUGUUGAUGUUAAGCUGCCAAAGGAAAAGAAAAUUACAGAGGAAACUUCAGACCAAACUGUACAGCUCAAGAAAAAGAAGAAGACGCAGAAGCCGGUGGAAGAGGCUGCGGACGAGCUUAAGCUACAGCAAACUGUUGUUGAGGAAAGACCUGUGGAAAUUGAAGAAGAAGAGAUCGUUGAAGAAGCAAUCGUAGUUCGCAAAAAGCCAAAGAAGCCCUUCGAGCCGACUGUUGAAGAUCUCGAAGAAACAGAAUUCAGUCUCACCUUCAAAAAACCCCAUACCAUUAAUGAGGGCGUGGAGGAGGCCGCCACAGUUCUGAAAAAACGACCAGUCAAGCCCACUACUCUCGAUGAAGCUGCAGCUGAACUUUCUAUUAAGCGUCAGGAAGAAGAAUACGAAGAGGGCGAGGAUAUCGAAGAGUUCGUCGUCAGUCAGCAAAGAAAGCCAAAGCCUUUGCAAAUCACGGAAGAGGAUGAGCAGGCCUACACAGUGAAGAAACUAAAGCGUCGAAAGCAAGUAGACAUUCCCGAAUACGCAGACGUUGAGAACGUCACAUUCCGUGCGAGAAGUACCAAGACCAAGGAAGAUGUCGAUCAGGAGUUCAACAUUGCCCUGGACUCGUAUGCUGAGGAGGAAAUUUCCAUGUCUGGAAAGGUGAAGUUAAAGAAGCCUAUCAAGAAGACCUUCUCUGAAGCAGCCGAUGAAGCCAAGAUCAAGAUCAUUCAGGACUUCGACGAUGGUGAAGAACCCAUUAUAGAAGAAAUUCGAGAAGACGAGGAUACCAUCGAUGAAGUCGAGGAACCAGAAGAGUACUUUGUUGAGGAAUUGCCACCAGACGAAGUGGAUUUCAAGCUUAAGCCAAAGAAGCAGCCCAAACCAGCCUAUUCCAUUCAAGAUGAAGAGGAAGAACAAUUCCUGAUUGGCAUUCGUCAUCCCAAACGCGAUUCGGUUACAUACGACGAGGACUCUCUUACCUUUAAAAAGAAGCGUAAGGUUGUGCAACAACUUUUCAAUGAAGAUGGAGCUUCUCUUAAUAUUACCAGAGAAAUGAAUGUUGAAGAAUCUGAGAAUCUCAACGUUAUGUACUCUAUCUGCAACUAUAUUGCCGACAACAAUGAGGCUAUAAACCUAGUCGAGGGUGAGAAGGUGACGGUCGUUGGGCGUCACAGCUCUGAGUGGUGGUACGUCAAGAAAAGCACUACGGAAGAGGAAGGAUGGGUUCCAGCUCAAUAUCUGAUGGAGCCCGAGGAAUACGCGCAGUAUGUGCAAAAUAAGCUGCACGAGAAAAUCGAUAAGCUGCCCGUAUUUGAACGUCCUGGACCAGAAGACAAGCCCAUUGCCCCAAGAUUUAUUGAGAAACUACAGCCGAUUCAUACUCCUGACGGCUACACGGUGCAAUUCGAGUGUAAGGUUGAGGGCAAUCCACGACCACAGAUUGCCUGGUUCCGCGAAACUGCUAUUAUCAAGCCCUCCCAAGACUUCCAAAUGUUCUAUGAUGAUGACAAUGUUGCAACCUUGAUCAUUCGCGAGGUUUUCCCCGAGGAUGCCGGUCAAUUCACAGUUGUAGCAAAGAAUGCUGCUGGAUUCACUUCCAGCACAACGGAACUGAUUGUAGAAAGUCCACUAUCUGAUCACGGCUCUGACGCCACAGCUCUUUCACGACGCAGCAUGUCUCGUGAAUCCUCGCUGGCUGACAUUUUGGAGGGCAUUCCACCAACUUUCUCCAAGAAACCCAAGGCUCAAUAUGUGGACGAGAAUACAAAUGUGAUUCUUGAGUGCCGACUGGUGGCCGUGCCUGAACCCGAUAUUGUCUGGACCUUUAAUGGCGAAGACAUUGACGACGAAGAGAUUAAAAACGUUCGCAUCGUUACCGAAUCCGACAUGCACAUGUACUGCAGUGUGGUGCACAUCUCCAAGGUGAAGAAAUCGCAAGAAGGUACCUACGAGGUUAUCGCAACAAAUCGCGAGGGCGAGGCACGUCUGCCAAUCACCCUCAAGGUUCGCACUACCGACAAGGAGGCGCCGCAAAUUCUGGAGCCCUUGCGCAACAUGGUUAUACGUGAAGGCGAGAGUGUCGUACUAUCUACGCAAAUUGUAGGUAAUCCGCCGCCAAAGGUAACUUGGUAUAAGGAUGGCAAGCCCGUCAAGAACGCCAAAUCCGACAAGGAUUUGCAUACCCUAACACUUAUAACACCACAAAAGUCUGAGAAGGGUGAAUACACGGUAAAGGCUGUAAACCCCUUGGGUAGCGUCGAGACCACUGCUAAUCUAACCAUUGAAGAGCCUGCUGGCGGUAAUGCCGAGCCACCACUUUUCGUGGAACGGUUUGAGGAGCAGAAUGUUCCGCAAAAGGGCGAAAUUCGCUUGCCAGCAAAGGUUUCCGGUAACCCGGUGCCUGAGGUUCAAUGGCUCUUUAACAACACACCAUUGUUCCCCAGCGAGCGCAUCCAGCAGGUUUACGAUGGCGAGAACAUCGAGCUUAUCAUCAAGGAUGCCAAUCCAGAAACCGAUUCGGGAGACUACAAAUGUAUUGCAAGCAAUCCCAUAGGUAAAACUUCGCACGGUGCCCGUGUGAUUGUCGAGGUCGAUGAAGUGACGUUUACGAAGAAGCUUAAGAAGACCAUCACCAUUGAAGAGGUGCAAUCUCUCACCCUGGAGUGCGAGACCUCCCACGUAGUUACCACCAAGUGGUUCUUUAAUGGCAAGGAACUUAGCGGAAUGGAUCAUCGCGUCGUGGUUGAGGAUGGCAAGACUCACAAGUUGGUGAUCAGAAACACGAAUCUACGUGACUCUGGAACCUAUACUUGCAAGGUUAAAAAGCAAGAAACUCAAUCGACUGUCGAGGUGUUGCAACGUAAGCCGGACUUUAUAAAGGUUCUGGAGGAUUACGAGGUAACCGAAAAAGAUACCGCCAUUUUGGAUGUGGAGCUUACUACCGAGGCGACUGAAGUCACUUGGUACAAGGACGGCGAGAAAAUCACACAAGAAAACAAGAACGUCGAGUUCAUCAAGGAUGGAAAGGCUCGCCGACUGGUUAUCCGCGAUGCCACCAUCCACGACGAGGGUCAGUACACAUGCAAGAUCGAGGGACAGGAGUGUAGCUGCGAGCUAGUUGUAAUCGAGCUACCACCUGAAAUCGUGGAGCCACUGAAUGACGUUGCAGUGACCAAGGGCGAGAAUGCUGUUUUCGAGGUUGAACUUAGCAAGGGCGAUGCCCUAGUCAAAUGGUUCAAGAACGGCAAGGAAAUUGUGUUCAAUGAGCGUAUUCAACUGGCCAUCGAUGGCAAGAAACAAUCCUUGCGCAUUGUCAAAGCCAAGCCCGAAGAUGUGGGUGAAUACUCCGUUCAGGUGGGCGAGCAGACAUCAAAGGCAAAGUUGACAAUAGAGGAGCCCCUCGUAGACUUCGUCAUCCGCCUGCCGGAUAUCACGCUUGCCACCAAGACAACGGAUGCCGAGUUCACGGUGCAGUUAUCACAGCCCGAUGUCGAGGUAACCUGGUGCAAGAAGGGCAAGCCAAUCAAGCCCAACCAGAAGCACGAGGUAUUCGUUGAGCGCACUGUCCGCCGACUGGUCAUCCACGAUGCUAGCGACGAAGAUGCCGGUGAGAUCAGCUGCGUUGCAGAGAACGUCACAAGCAGUACUAAGCUGUGCGUCGAGGAGCUCAAGCUGCCACCCGUCAUUACCUCUGACAAGGAUCAGACCAUCAAGGUUAAGGAGAACGACGACGUAACCUUCUCUGUCAAGUACACAGGCGUACCAACCCCUGAGGCCUGUUGGACCACGCGCAAGGUUGUCGUACCCAAGUCAAAGCGGACAAUCCCGACCAUCGAUGAGCAGUCAGCCACGCUAACCAUCAAAAAGGUUGUUGACGAUGACGAGGGCGAAUACACCGUCAAGCUUGUCAACCCGGUUGGCGAGGCGGAGGCCAGCCUCCAUUUGGUCAUAAUGCGCAAGCCAACGGCACCUGGCACACCCCAACCCCUUGAGAUAAUGCAUGACUCUAUAACGCUCUACUGGAAGGCGCCAGAGGAUGAUGGCAAGUCGGAAAUUAUUGAGUACAUUCUAGAGUAUCACGAUGUUAAGGAAGAAAAAUGGACUGAAAUUAGAAAGAUCAAGGACACCACGUAUACCAUAAGCAAGCUGAAGAUCGACACGGAGUACGUCUUCCGUUCGAUUGCCGUAAACGAAGUGGGGCCAUCCCCGCCCUCGCCGCUAUCGCCACCCAUCCGACUGGUGCCCAAGGUUGAGACCAAGGCGCCCAGCGUACAAGAACCACUACAGGAUGUGGUUAGCGAACUGGAUAAGGAGGUGACUCUGUCCUGCGUGUUCGGCGGCAUUCCAGAGCCAAAGGUGACGUGGAAGAAGAACGGUCAGGUGUUCGAAUCGAGCAGCAUACGCUACGAAAAUCGCGUGGCCAAGUACACCAUUGAAAAGACAACCAUUGAGACUGAAGCCACCUACACGUGCGUGGCGACCAAUGAGAAGGGCUCCGCGGAGACCUCGUGUCGCCUAAAACUGCAGCAGAAGCCGGUCCUCGAGGUGGAGGACAAGUACUUGACGCAGAAGCUGCGCACGGGCAGCACUCUCACCAUUCCAGCGACGGUCCGCGGCUAUCCACAGCCCACUGUGACCUGGCACAAGGAGACGAUCGAGCAGAAGACCACCAAGUCGGUAACCAUUGAGACCACGGAGACCACUUCCACUUACACAGUAAAGAAGGUGACCCGCGAACAAUCCGGCAAGUACAAGGUGACCGCCAGCAAUGAGUCGGGCACUACGUACGUAGAGUGCACUGUUCAGGUGAUCGAUAAACCCAGCAGACCCCAAUCUCUGGAGAUCAAGGACAUUAAAAAGGACUCCAUUGUCCUAGAGUGGACCCCACCAGUCGAUGAUGGAGGUCUGGAUAUUGAAAAGUAUACGCUGGAGAAGUGCGACGUUCAAAACAAUGUUUGGAUGAAGGUGUCCGACUUUAACAAAGACAUUAAAUCGUAUGCUGUUCAGAAACUGUCGAUGAACGCGCAAUACAUGUUCCGUGUGGUGGCCGCUAAUCCUAUUGGCGAGUCUGAGCCAACGGAAAGUGAUCCAGUUACUAUAACGAAGAAAUUCGAAAAACCAUCGCCUCCUCGUGGUCCUACCACAGUGUCGGGCAUGAACGACACCUCCUUCAAUUUGGCUUGGGAGCCAUCGGAGACCGACGGCGGUUCAAAGAUCAUAGAGUAUAUCGUGGAGAUAAGGGAAGAGACUGAAACCACCUAUCGAUCGGUGGGCGUAACCCUGGGCACUGUGACCAACAUCCACGUGAAGAAGGUUGUCAGGAACAAGGGCUACUUCUUCCGCAUAUAUGCGAAAAACGAGGUUGGCACAAGCGAGGCGUUUGAGACCACGGAGAAGAUUGUCAUGGGCCGCAAAAUUACGCCGCCAUCGCCACCUCAAAACUUGAGGGCCCCAGAUGUCACUAGCCGAAGUGUUACAUUGGAUUGGGAGGUGCCAGCUCGCAACGGCGGAUCAGAGAUCACGGGCUAUUGCGUGGAGAAACGUUCCUCAACAUCUACAAACUGGACAAAGGUUAUUACACUGGAUGCUCACCAGCUGCACUACACGAUUGACAAUCUGAAAGAGAAGUGUGAGUACUGGUUCCGUGUGUCAGCGGAGAAUGAGGUUGGAUUAGGUGCACCAGCCGUCACCGAGAGCAUAUCGCUCAAGACACAUGCAACCGUACCCUCACCACCCACCGGCCCACUGGAGGCGCGCGUUCUCGCCGCCAAUGCCCACAUAUUCGAAUGGGGUUUACCCGAGUCAGAUGGAGGUGCGCCUCUGCUCGGCUACCACAUUGCUAUACGUGACAUGAAGAAGACCAUGUGGAUCGAGGUGGGUCGUGUGCCAGCUGGCGUGCAGAAGUUCCAGAUCAGAGACCUGCAGGAGAACCACGAGUACAUGAUUCGCAUAUUCGCGAAGAACGAGAUUGGUCUGAGUGAACCUCUGGAAUCGGAGGAGCCCUACAAGGCUAUGACUGCUGGUCAUGAGAGCCUGCCGGACGAGCCGCGCACGGAGAUGAGUUCGUGCAACACCUCCUCGUGGCUGCGUGACCACCACAUGGAUGCGGAUAUCCAUUCGUAUGCCCGCGGCAGGCUGCUUCAACGCGAUGAGUACUUCUUCCGGUUGUGGGCGGAACUACCCAAGAGCAAAAAGAAGAAGAGCUCCAAAUAGUCGGUGAACGACAACGAAAUAAGAAACACUUUAGUCGUAGGUUAAGCGUAUUUCAAUUGUAUUUUAUAUAACAACAACGCAACGGGGAGAGCCCCCUUGAUUUUCUAGCUUUUUGUACUUUAGUAGAGAUGACGAAUGUGAGGAUGGUGUAAUGUAAUGUGGCAUCCCAUUGAUAGCGAUGCCCACGACCCCCGAUCAAAGAGUGCGAGCGAAGAAUAAACUUAAUGCUCGGGUGCGUGGGCGUGGCUCAAUGCAUCUGGAUGGCCAUUACGCCAUCCAAUUAACGGACAUAAUUUUAGAUUUUUCAUUUGCAUAGAGUUCAUUUUUGGUUUUAUAUUGUUUUACUUGUGCCUUAUUUUUGUAAGCUGUGAUAAAUCUAUCAAAAUCGAAAGCGUCAAACGAAGCAACAAAACACUAAACUGAAUAAAAAUGCCACCAAGCGCGAAUCCAUCGGCAUCGGGCAACGGGAGCCAACGAGCCACAACCCUCCAAGCCCCAGUGCCAUCCCCAUCCCAGGCAGCGUAACUCAAUAUCCUCUCGGGAGACAAAACAACAAAUGGUGCAAUUCGAUAUGAGUUAUUCCUGGGGAGUGUGUUGCGAGUCGCUGGCUGCCGUUGCCUUUGUCCUGGAUCCGCCUUGGUUUAAAUUUAUGGCAUAGGAAUAUGAGAGAGUAUAUACUCGUGUGUCUUUAAAGUUACCAGAGCUAAAUAAAUAAAAUGUAUAAAAUAUAA
Molecule: messenger RNA, 56414 nt
Organism: Drosophila sechellia
Lineage: Eukaryota; Metazoa; Arthropoda; Insecta; Diptera; Drosophilidae
Gene: sls
Product: sallimus
Exons: 41
Coding region: 400-55683 (18427 amino acids)
Molecular function (GO): protein kinase activity; protein binding
Source: RefSeq, a predicted model, not a curated record